AAGAUAUCGACCAUUCCCUGAGGGUGAUCUACAUAACUAUAGGUUAAAUCGAUCGUAAAUAAUGAUGAAGAUAAGUCGGCAAUUCACUGUUUAUGGAAGUGCCAUAUUCUGUGUUGUCAUCUUCUCAUUGUACCUGAUGCUGGAUCACCUGCAAUUAGACCAUACCAAAAGUCCAAACAAUGGUGGGGAUAGAUUGCAAAAUGUAAGUUUUUCAUUUCGUUGGCUGUUUGGUUCAGAUAGGCUACUUAUUUUCUCACUUUUUGCAGUCUAGAUCAGACAUGCAUGUGUAAUAUCGUAGCGUAUAACUUGAGUGGAACGUUGUUUUUACAUGGUUGCACAAAUAUUAAUGACUUUGUAAAGUAGCCCAUUUCCUCAAUAUCCUAUGUUGUGUAGCUAACCACAUAGAGAACUGGCUGCUGUAGGCUUACUAAUUAGCCUACAAUGUUUUAACGUUACAAUGUAGGCCUAUUCAACGUUCCAGACAAUGUAAACACAUUUUCAACUGUAGCCUGUACAGUAGGCUACAUACCGUCUUUGUGUUACAUGAUAGAGUUAUCGUCUUGCAACAGACAUGGUUCCAAUGAACCUAAUUGUGUAUGACUUCCUGAAAACUCCAGUGUUCAUUUGCACAUUGAGAUCUAGAUCGUGGGCAGGGUUGUAUGUUGCAUAAUUCCAUUCCGGAAUGAGUGAAAACUAGUCUUCCUAAGCAGACAGGUAGCCUCCCACAAUGUUCCAGCACACACCUAUAUUAUUAUACAACUAUUAUUCACCCAGUGCUGUUGCCCAAGGUCUGGGAUUUCCGAGACUAAGUGGAAACUGGUCAAAGUGGUCAUGUUUGUGCAACAAGAAGGUUACUGACCUCUUGUUUUCUAUAUAUUCGUCAUUUCCACUUCCUUUCCUUGAGGUCUUAAAAAUUAACCCUAAAUGCAUUGACACUUUGGAUUUGUCACCAUGGAUGACAUAGGUCCUCAUUUUGGUAACACUACAAUACGGUUACUUUUAUAAAGGGUUUACAGCUAGUUUAUUGACAGUCAAUUAACAUAUUAAUAGACUCAUUAUAACUAAUUUAUAAAUAUUUAUUGCAUAAUUAUAUGCAUACUAUAUUGUAUAAAGCCAGUAAAUGUGUUCUCCUCCGUCCCUGCUUCUCCUUCAUCAGGGCCAGUUGUCCAUCCUCCAGGAUAAGAUUGACAGCUUGGAGAGACUACUGUCAGAGAACAAUGAGAUCAUAGCCAACAUCAGGGACUCUGUGAUCAACCUGAAGGAGUCGGUCAAGGAUGGCCGAGGGGGUCCUGACGGCGGGAACAUGAGCCAAGGGCCCUACCUAGAACUUCUGGCUUCGCCUUCACUGGUCCUCCAUAUUGACUCCCAAGACUGUCAGUUUGCAGCAAGGGAGUUCUCCAAGCCAGCAGAUGGGGUGCAGGUAAGAGUUUUAUAAGGUGGAUACAAUGAGAAACAAACAGUUCAGGUAUUUGUGUAGCGACAUUGUUGUAGGAUUGAACUACGAUCGGAUCUGUUCAACAUACUCCAGGGAAAGUUUGAAGUGAACAAACCUCCAUGCACAAAGUUAACAGCCAGUGUUUAUUUUUAUUUAACUCUGAAUUUCACCUCUUUUAAUAAGCUACAUCAUUAUACAAAGAGACACCAUCAUGACCUCAUUACCAUGAUGCCAACCUUCCAUGCUGAAUUGCUCCUAGUGUGAAAUAUGAAGCCUUGUAAUAGCCAUAGGGAAGAUACUUAUUACAAUGUGUCGUGGUUAUGGUGUUGAAAUGAAGGACAAAUGUAAAAACCAUUACACUACCAUUAUACUAUGUACCAUGAAUAUGUUAUUGAAUAUUUUUGAAAUUAAUAUCAUGAGCACACAGAACGCGUAAUGCAUUAGUAUACAGCUGGAAUUAAUUCAAAAAGGUGUAAUCUGAAUGGGUUUUGGUUAUAUUAUCUGGUCUGGUUGGACUAUCCUUUUCCUUUCCAGUUGUCCAUCAAGUCAGGUGAGAUAUUGAAUGCCAGCUCAUCAGAAAUGUAUCUGGUUGUAUAUGUUGGAAAUGUAAAAGGAUGAGACUGCGGUUUGACUUGAAAGACCGGUUUCUUUAGAUAGAGUUAAUACCUUUUAGGUACAGUUAAGUCACUCUAUAUGCAAGAAUGUUACGGAUCGAAAAGAAACCUAUCACUCCUGUGCUUAAAUAUACAGAAUGAGACAGCCUCCCAGCCACAAUAUGUCUGUAUAUACAGCAGGGAUCAUCAACUAGAUUCAGCCGCGGGCCGAUUUUUUAAUGAGCGGCUGGUCGGGGGGCCGGAACAAAAUUACAAAUAAUUUGUAUACUGCAAAUUGACCGCAAGAGCCCAAACAGAUAUAAUGUUUGACUAAAAGAUAAUCAUUUCAAACCUUGCUUACAUUUGUGUACGAUCACGUGUCUCUCUAUGUGUGGGAAUACUUGGGAACAGAUUUCGUUAAUUAAACUCACUUGGAGCUGAUUUCCUGGUGUUUUUACAGUCUUUUAUGUCCAACAAUGAAAAUUCCCCAAAAGAAUAAUACAAAAUAUAUAUACUUUUUUUGUUGCUCCGAAGACUUGGGGGGACAAAUAAAACCAUCCGCGGGCCGCUAGUUGGGGAACCCUGAUAUACAGUAUAUCUCAUCAUAUUUGUUCUUGACACCAAUCAUGAUAACAAGCUCAUUUCUAUGAUUUAUAUUCCUUUUAUUAAAAUCAUGGCUUUAGUCAGUGGCUUUUGUACCAUAGAGCAGACAUUCUGUCAUCUUGUCCUCUCUGUAUCACAUUCCAUUCAGUCCAUCAUUUUAUUUGGCCAAUAGACAAAGAGAGAUAUUUAAGUUGGCGUGAGUCCCAAAGAAACCCCCAAGCGGUCUCGAUUUGUGUUAGAAGUUCCAUCUCUCAUUUGCAUUCUUCUGACCUGCUGAUAUGACUGUUAUCCUACACAGAAUUCCAGGAACAGAUGCACUGCUUUCUUUCUUGUUUUCUUUAUUUUCUCUGUGGUGGAUUAGACACUUUAACCGCCACUGUGACUUAAAGUAAACACAAAACUGAAUCGGAACCAAAUACAUGAAACUUCCGUAAACAGUUCUAGAGUACAUAGCCUAAUAAAGUGAGGCUUUGCUGCAAACCAUACAUUUUAGUCAUUUAGCAGACGCUCUUAUCCAGAGCGACAUACAGUCGUGAGUGCAUCCAUUUUUCAUACUGGUCCCCCGUGGGAAUUGAACCCACAACCUUGGCAUUGCAAGUGCCUUGCUCUACCAACUAAGCCACGCAUUGCCCCCGUAGUGUCACAGUGUAAUGUGCAAUACUCUUAAUACUCCUAAUAAUACAUUGUUGACAAUAAACAGGUUAGAUAUACUUCAGUGUAUGUUAGUCUUCUUCAUGGUACCUCAAGAAUAUCCCACUCAUUGUUUUUUGUUGUUGUUUAUUUUUCAGUUGCUAGAUGUGUAUGACCUCCUGACCUUUGACAACGCUGAUGGGGGAGUGUGGAAACAAGGCUUUGAUAUCACCUACCAGGAGAAUGAAUGGGACAGUGAGCCACUACAAGUAUUUGUUGUGCCCCACUCACACAAUGAUCCUGGUAAGCAGUGCACUACUUCUGAGCAUUAAAGGGACGUUACACUCGUAAAUCAGGUUGUAGUUCUUCACAAUCGAAUGCGUGGGACAUGGAUUUACACAAGACUACUUUAGAGGUUUGAAAACAAUUUUGCAAUGUUUAUUUUGGAGUGUAUUGUCCCUUUAAAGCUAACCUGGAAACACUGGACAUUCUUCUGUGACUUCUUCAAUGCUUUGUUUUCUCUACUUAAUGCAGUCACACCUUGUGCAGACAGGAAGCAAAGCGUAGGCCGCUCCACAGCAGAGUCAGGAUUCAAAUUUCGCUCCUUCCUGGGUUAAUUGUGUUUCAUAGUCUGUCAAGGGAACAAGCAUUAUACCACAGUACACAACAUAAAGACAAGCAUUAUAGACGGGUUAGCUGACAACGUCACGAAAACGAUGCACGCGCUUCAAUGGGGCAGAAGGCCGUGUGUUGUUAUGAUUCUGGAUGGCCAGAUAGCUAGCAACAAUGACAAGAAACUGCCAUGUGGGGAAUCGUAGGUUGCUCAUUUCAGCUAAUUGUAUCUUGUUCUUGAUACCAUGUCUUGUUUUGAGGGGUUUUGAUUGACAUUUAUGCUAAUAUGGCUACAAUUCGCUAGCUAGCUAACCAACAAAUUAGAUGAUGUAUUUGAGAGACAACAAGUGCUCAUUGUGCAAAUGUAUUUAUGUUUUCAAUAAAUAUUGGAGACAAAAUAUAGUUUACAUGUUGUCAACAAUCUAAGCCAACCCAGUCUGUUUUGCCCCAUAGUUGCGCACAUGUCUGUUUUGUUGCUAAACAACCAACCUGUCUAUACCACAUUAUAAACUGGGGGGUUCGAGCCCUGAAUGCUGAUUCGCUGACAGUCCCCUGUACCUCAAUUGGUAGAGCAUGGCACUUGCAACGCCAGGGUUGUGGGUUCGUUUCCCAAGGGGGGCCAGUAUGAAAAAUGUAUGCACUCACUAACUGUAAGUUGCUCUGGAUAAGAGCGUCUGCUAAAUGCCUAAAAUGUAAAUGUGGUAUAUCAAAUCAAAUGUUAUUUGUCACAUGCACGUGUUUAGCAGAUGUUAUUGCGGCUGUAGCGAAAAUGCAUGCGCUUCUAGCUCCGACAGUGCAGUAAUAUCUAACAAGUAAUAUCUAACAAUUUCACAACAUAUAACCAAUACACACAAAUCUAAGUAAGGAAUGGAAUUUAAGAAUAUACACUACCCUUCAUAAGUUUGGGGUCACUUAGAAAUGUCCUUGUUUUCGAAAGAAAAGCAUUUUUUUGGUCCAUUAAAAGAACAUCAAAUUGAUCAGAAAUACAGUGUAGACAUUGUUAAUGUUGUAAAUGGCUAUUGUAGCUGGAAAUGGCAGAUUUUUAACACAAUAUCUACAUAGGUGUACAGAGGCCCAUUAUCAGCAACCAUCAGUCCUGUAUUCCAAUGGCACGUUGUGUUUUCUAAUCCAAGUUUAUAAUUUGAAAAGGCCAAUUGAUCAUUAGAAAACCCUUUUGCAACUAUGUUAGCACAGCUGAAAACUGUUAUGCUGAUUUAAAGAAGCAAUAAAAAGGCCUUCUUGAGACUAGUUGAGUAUCUAGAGCGUCAGCAAUUGUGGGUUCGAUUACAGGCUCAAAAUGGCCAGAAACAAAUAACUUUCUUCUGAAACUUGUCAGUCUAUUCUUGUUCUGAGAAAUGAAGGCUAUUCCAUGCGAGAAAUUGCCAAGAAACUGAAGAUCUCGUACAACGCUGUGUACUACUCCCUUCACAGAACAGCGCAAACUGGCUCUAACCAGAAUAGAAAGAGGAGUGGGAGGCCCCGGUGCACAACUGAGCAAGAGGACAAAUACAUUAGAGUGUCUAGUUUGAGAAACAGACGCCUCACAGGUCCUCAACUGGCAGCUUCAUUAAAUAGUACCCGCAAAACACCAGUCUCAACGUCAACAGUGAAGAGGCGAUUCUGGGAUGCUGACCUUCUAGGCAGAGUUACAAAGAAAAAGCCAUAUCUCAGACUGGCCAAUAAAAAGAAAAGAUUAAGAUGGGCAGUCUGAGAUUCUAAUGAUCAAUUAGCCUUUUAAAAUGAUAAACUUGGAUUAGCAAACACAACGUGCCAUUGGAACACAGGACUGAUGGUUGCUGAUAAUGGGCCUCUGUACGCCUAUGUAGAUAUUCCAUUAAAAAUCAGCUGUUUCCAGCUACAAUAGCCAUUUACAACAUUAACAAUGUCUACACUGUAUUUCUGAUCAAUUUGAUGUUAUUUUAAUGGACAAAAAAAUUGCUUUUCUUUCAAAAACAAGGACAUUUCUAAGUGACCCCAAACUUUUGAAUGGUAGCGUAUAUAUAUAUAUAUAUAUAUAUAUAUAUAUAUAUAAGCAAUGACAGAGCGGCAUGGACUAAGAUACAGUAGAAUAUUAUAGAAUACAGUAUAUACAUAUGAGAUGAGUAAUGCAAGAUAUGUAAACAUUAUUAAAGUGACUAGUGUUCCAUUUCAAGUGGCCAGUGAUUUAUAUAGGCAGCAGCAGCCUCUAAUGUGCUAGUGAUGGUUAUUUAACAGUCUGAUGGCCUUGAGAUAGAAGCUGUUUUUCAUUCUCUCGGUCCCAGCUUUGAUGCACAUGUACUGACCUCACCUUCUGGAUGAUAGCGGGGUGAACAGGCAGUGGCUCGGGUGGUUGAUGUCCUUGAUGAUCUUUUUGGCCUUCCUGUGACAUCGGGUGCUGUAGGUGUCCUUGAGGGCGGGAGUUUGCCCCUGGUAAUGCGUUCAGCAGACCACACCACCCUUUGGAGAGCCCUGCCGUUGCGGGCGGUGCAGUUGCCGUACCAGGCGGUGAUACAGCCCGACAGGAUGCUCUCAAUUGUGCAUCUGUAAAAGUUUGUGAGGGUUUUAGGUGCCAAGACAAAUUUCUUCAGCCUCCUGAGGUUGAAGAGGCUCUGUUGUGCCUUCUUCACCACACUGUCUGCGUGGGUGGACCAUUUCAGUUUGUCAGUGAUGUGUACGCCAAGGAUCUUGAAGCUUUCCACCUUCUCCACUGCGGUCCCAUCGAUGUGGAUAGGGGGGUGCACCCUCUGCUGUUUCCUGAAGUCCACAAUCAUCUCCUUCGUGUUGUUGACGUUGAGUGAGAGGUUAUUUUCCUGGCACCACACUCCCAGAGCCCUCACCUCCUCCCUGUAGGCUGUCUCGUCAUUGUUGGUAAUCAAGCCUACUACUGUUGUGUCGUCUGCAAACUUGAUGAUUGAGUUGGAGGGCGUGCUUGGCCACGCAGUCAUGGGUGAACAGGGAAUACAGGGGGGGGCUGAGCACACAUGCUUGUGGGGCCCCAGUGUUGAGAAUCAGCGAAGUGGAGAUGUUGUUUCCUACCUUCACCACCUGGGGGCGGCCCGUCAGGAAGUCCAGGAUCCAGUUGCACAGGGCGGGGUUCAGACCCAGGGCCUCAAGCUUAAUGAUGAGCUUGGAGGGUACUAUGGUGUUGAAUGCUGAGCUAUAGUCAAUGAACAGCAUUCUUACAUAGGUAUUCCUCUUGUCCAGAUGGGAUAGGGCAGUAUGCAGUGUGAUGGCUAUUGCAUCGUCUGUGGAUCUAUUGAGGCGGUAAGCAAAUUGAAGUGGGUCUAGGAUGACAGGUAAGGUGGAGGUGAUAUGAUCCUUAACUAGCCUCUCAAAGCACUUCAUGAUGACAGAGGUGAGUGCUACGGGGCGAUAGUAAUUUAGUUCAGUUACUUUUGCUUUCUUGGGUACAGGAACAAUGGUGGCCAUCUUGAAGCAUGUGGGGACAGCAGACUGGAUAGGGAGAGAUUGAAUAUGUCCGUAAACACACCAGCCAGCUGGUCUGCGCAUGCUCUGAGGAUGCGGCAAGGGAUACCGUCUGGGCCGGCAGCCUUGCGGGUUUUAACAUGCAGUGACCGUACAUACAUACCCCAACCAGAAGCCAUGGAUUACAGGCAACAUCCGCACUGAGCUAAAGGGUAGAGCUGCCGCUUUCAAGGAGCGGGACUCUAACCCGGACGCUUAUAAGAAAUCCCGCUAUGCCCUCCGACGAACCAUCAAACAGGCAAAGAGUCAAUACAGGACUAAGAUUGAAUCGUACUACACCGGCUCUGACGCUCGUCGGAUGUGGCAGGGCUUGAAAACUAUUACAGACUACAAAGGGAAGCACAGACGCGAGCUGCCCAGUGACACAAGCCUACCAGACGAGCUAAACCACUUCUAUGCUCGCUUCGAGGCAAGCAACACUGAAGCAUGCAUGAGAGCACCAGCUGUUCCGGAUGACUAUGUGAUCACGCUCUCCGUAGCCGAUGUGAGUAAGACUUUUAAGCAGGUCAACAUUCACAAGGCCGCAGGGCCAGACGGAUUACCAGGAUGUGUACUCCGAGCAUGUGCUGACCAACUGGCAAGUGUCUUCACCGACAUUUUCAACAUGUCCCUGACUGAGUCUGUAAUACCAACAUGUUUCAAGCAGACCACCAUAGUCCCCGUGCCCAAGGACAAUAAGAUAACCUGCCUAAAUGUCUACCGACCCGUAGCACUGACGUCUGUAGCCAUGAAGUGCUUUGAAAGGCUGGUCAUCAACACCAUUAUCCCAGAUUCCCUAGACCCACUCCAAUUUGCAUACCGCCCCAACAGAUCCACAGAUGAUGCAAUCUCUAUUGCACUCCACACUUCCCUUUCCCACAUGGACAAGAGGAACACCUACGUGAGAAUGCUAUUCAUUGACUACAGCUCAGCGUUCAACACCAUAGUGCCCUCAAAGCUCAUCACUAAGCUAAGGAUCCUGGGACUAAACACCUCCCUCUGCAACUGGAUCCUGGACUUCCUGACGGGCCGCCCUCAGGUGGUAAGGGUAGGUAACAACACAUCUGCCACGCUGAUCCUCAACACAGGGGCCCCUCAGGGGUGCGUGCUCAGUCCCCUCCUGUACUCCCUGUUCACCCAUGACUGCAUGGCUAGGCACGACUCCAACACCAUCAUUAAGUUUGCUGACGACACAACAGUGGUAGGCCUGAUCACCAACAACGAUGAGACAGCCUAUAGGGAGGAGGUCAGAGACCUGGCCGUGUGGUGCCAGGAUAACAACCUCUCCCUCAAUGUGACCAAGACAAAGGAGAUGAUUGUGGACUACAGGGAAAAAAAAGAGGACUGAGCACGCCCCCAUUCUCAUCGACGGGGCUGUAGUGGAACAGGUUGAGAGCUUCAAGUUCCUUGGUGUCCACAUCACCAACGAACUAUCAUGGUCCAAACACACCAAGACAGUCGUGAAGAGGGCACAACAAAGCCUAUUCCCCCUCAGGAGACUGAAAAGAUUUGGCAUGGGUCUCAGAUCCUCAAAAAGUUCUACAGCUGAACCAUCGAGAGCAUCCUGACUGGUUGCAUCACCGCCUGGUAUGGCAACUGCUUGGCCUCCGACCGCAAGGCACUACAGAGGGUAGUGCGUAUGGCCCAGUACAUCACUGGGGCCAAGCUUCCUGCCAUCCAGGACCUCUAUACCAGGCGGUGUCAGAGGAAGGCCCUCAAAAUUGUCAAAGACUCCAGCCACCCUAGUCAUAGACUGUUCUCUCUGCUACCGCACGGCAAGCGGUACCGGAGCGCCAAGUCUAGGUCCAAAAGGCUUCUCAACAGCUUCUACCCCCAAGCCAUAAGACUCCUGAACAACUAAUCAUGGCUACCCGGACUAUUUGCACCCCCACCCCAUCUUUUUAUGCUGCUGCUACUCUGUUAAUUAUUUAUGCAUAGUCACUUUAACUCUACCCACAUGUACAUAUUACCUCAACUACCUCAACUAGCUGGUGCCCCCGCACAUUGACUCUGCACCGGUACCCCCCUGUAUAUAGCCUCCCUACUGUCAUUUUAUUUUACUUCUGCUCUUUUUUUCUCAACACUUUUUUGUUGUUGUUGUUUUAUUUUACUUUUUUAGUAAGAAAAAAAUGCAUUGUUGGUUAAGGGCUGUAAGUAAGCAUUUCACGGUAAUGUUGUAUUCAGUGCAUGUGGCAAAUAAAUUUGAUUUUAUUUGAAAUGUCUUACUCAUGUCGACCACGGAGAAGGAGAGCCCACAGUCCUUGGUAGUGGGCCGCAUCGGUGGCACUGUGUUAUCCUCAAAGCGGGCGAAGAAGGUGUUUAGCUUGUCUGGAAGCGAGACGUCGGUGUCGGCGACGUGGCUGAUUUUCCUUUUGUAGUCCGUGAUUGUCUGUAGACCCUGCCACAUAUGUCUCGUGUCUGAGCUGUUGAAUUGUGACUCGGAGUGAGUAGCUACACUGUUUGUAUUCUGCCAUAUUCCCAGUCACCUUGCCAUGGUUAAAUGCGGUGGUUCGCGCUUUCAGUUGGAGGCGCGCUUGGCCACGUUGCGUCGUGCCUAUGAACAGCCCUUAGCCGUGGUAUAUUGGCCAUAUACCACAUACCACACCCCCUCGGGCCUUAUUGCUGGUAUACAACAUGAAGAUGUGUGUGGGGUGGCACCACUACUGUAACAAUGGAGGAAGAGCCCUAUCCUAUCGGUUUUGACCAUCAGUGUGACCUCUCAUUAUAAAAAAGCUCUUUCUGCUCUCUUUCUUUCAAAUGGCCUGAUAUUUAUUGACAAAAUGUCAUAGAGCAAUUGAUGAAAGUCUUGUCCUGUUACCAGUAGAAAAUAUAUAUAUCAGAAAAAGAAAACAAUUGAUCAGACUCAUAAGAAGCCUGUUUCUAUAAAUUUCCUCAAUAGUAUAUUUUGCACAGAAACACAGCAUUUAAAUGCUGUAUUGCAGUGUGACUAAAAGGCGUAGUCCCUCACUAGAAAUUCUAGGGACUAAGGCGUUAGUGUAGGCAAUAAGAGUAGUCAGUACUGAUGGUUCUGGGCGUUUGUCACAUCACGUGUAAGCACAGUAGUAGCAUCUGCAGCCUGGUAACAGCCAAGGCCAGUGUAUUCUCUGUGCCUGAGAUUGGGUAAUUCUUCAGUAACCCAAGCUGGGUUUCUGGUUUAACUGGGCAGGUUCUCCCUUAGAGUUGUAUACUGUAGCUAAUGACAAUACUCACGCCCUUGCACAGUUUAAAAGCACUCAUGCCUGUGUGCCUUCUACUGAAUUAUUUAUCCUAUUUUAUCUUGCAGUGGAAAGAACAAUGCGAUGUUCAGACUUUUUUGAAUGCAUUGAUUUUCAUUGGAAAUAUGAUGACAUUAUGUUGUGAAAUCAAUGGAUGUGGCAUAUUGAUUGAACCACAUGUUCUGCUCAUUCACCUGAUGAUGAUGGCUUUAUUGACUCAGUUUAUUGACUCUAUGGCAGACAGACAGACAGUCUACAGUUGUAAUGAAUGCUCUACCACUUUGUCAUAUUUGUCCAUUUGUACGUUCUCAGGAUGGCUGAAGACGUUUGACGACUACUACCGAGACCAGACCCAGCACAUCCUGAACAACAUGGUGGUGAAACUCCACGAGGACAGCCGCAGGAAAAUGAUCUGGUCCGAGAUCUCCUACUUCUCCAAGUGGUGGGACAACAUCGACGACCAGAAGAGAGAUGCUGUCAAGAGGUAGUCUGUCUGUCUGUCUCUGUCAUUCUAGCUUCAAGGUGAUACUGAAAUGAAUAUGAGCAGCAAAUCACUUAUGGAUUAUGUUAUUGUAUUGUUGAUAUAGUUUGGCUGCUGUAACGUGGAAUCUAAUUCCUCAGUGGAUUUGCAAUAAGAUUCCGAAGCUCCUUUGUUAUUCCCAUUUGAAUUAAAACAAGGUCAUAACCUUGCUUAGGGCUAGCGGUUUUAUAGGGUUUAUAAACAAUGUAAUUAAAUUAGAAGUGACCCACUUUGCAAAAACUGGUCGAAUCAACGUUGUUUCCACGUCAUUUCAACCCCAAAAUUCUAUGUGAUAACUAGGGUUGGGUGGUAUCCAGAUUUUCAUACCGUCAUACCGUUUCUGUACCAUACCGGGGUAUACGGUAUUACUGGAAGUGCACACAAGAUUUUUUGAUGCACAAAACAAUUUAGGCAACAGGGAUCUUGAUCCAGGAGGGGAUUGAAUGUCUCUGCUGUAACCAAGAAGCUUGAUCUUGACAUCUAGACACUUAGCUAGCAAGUUAGCAAACCAAAUGCAUAGCUGGAGCCCUGAGCCGGAUAUUAUUUAUUUGACACAUCUUAGAUUUCUUACAGUUAUACUUAACUUACACUGAGUGUACAAAACAUUAGGAACACCUUCCUAAUAUUGAGUUGCUCCCUUUUUGCCCUCAGAACAGCCUCAAUUCAUCAGGGCAUGGACUACAAGGUGUCAAAAGCAUUCCACAGGGAUGCUGGCUCCUGUUGACCCCAAUGCUUCCCACAGUUUUGUCAAGUUAGAUGGUUGUCAUUUGGGUAGUGGACCAUUAUUGAUACAUAGGAAACUUGAGCGUGAAAAACCCAGCAGCGUUGCAGUUCUUGACACACUCAAACUGUUCAAAGGCACUUAAAUCUUCUAAAUGGCACACAUACACAAUCCAGGUCUCAAUUGUCUCAAAGCUUUAAAAUCCUUAUUUAACCUGUCCCCUCCCCUUCAUCUACACUGAUUUAAGUGGAUUUAACAGGUGACAUCAAUAAGGGAUCAUAGCUUUCACCUGGAUUCACCUGGUCAGUCUAUGUCAUGGAAAGAGCAGGUGUUCCUAAUAUUUUGUACACUCCGUGUAUAGUUAUAAGAAGUGGCAUAGCAUGCAGCCCUGCAGCCGCGGCGAGGCAAAAUACCCCGGUAUACGGUAUAAACGGUAUAUCGCCCAAGUCUAGUGAUGGCGUUGAAUGAACGUGGAAAACUGAUUGGAUUUGAAAAAAGUAAUCAACGUCAGGGCAUUUCCAAUUUUUUUCACCCACCUUUUAACCUAAAUCCAAUGACAUGGUUAUAUUUUUUGUUGAUUUCACGUUAGUUGACAACUCAACCAAAUCUAAAUCAAAACUAGAUGUUGAACUGACAUCUGUGCCAAGUGGGGAAGAUGUAGAUAAAUUAAAUCAACAACACCACAACGUAAAACGGUUGUUAUAUGUCCAGGUAAAUCAAUGGGCGCAUCCCAGUUUACAGUACAACGAUUCUUUACUCUGCCUGGUAACAGGAGUAAAUUGGUUUAAAUUGCCUUAACCAGCCAAACUGACUCCAAAUGGUCUUGAGGUCAUCAAAUAAAUGUUGUUUGUGAGAGGCACAUAGGUUAACACAUGUUCUCUCUCACUCUGCCUCACUCUUUGUCCCCUUGGGGAUGUAAUGGUUGUCAGUCAGGGGUUUCUCUGGAAGUGACAUGGAGGGGGAUUCAGAGGGUUCUCCACUUACAUUUACAUUUACGUCAUUUAGCAGACGCUCUUAUCCAGAGCGACUUACAAAUUGGUGCAUUCACCUUAUAGCCAGUGGUCCUCUGUAGCUCAGCUGGUAGAGCACGGCGCUUGUAACGCCAAGGUAGUGGGUUCGAUCCCCGGGACCACCCAUACACAAAAAUGUAUGCACGCAUGACUGUAAGUCGCUUUGGAUAAAAGCGUCUGCUAAAUGGCAUAUUAUUUAUUAUUAUUAUUAUUAUAACCACUUUUUUUGGGGGGGGUAGAAGGAUUACUUUAUACUAUCCCAGGUAUUCCUUAAAGAGGUGGGGUUUCAAGUGUCUCCGGAAGGUGGUGAGUGACUCCGCUGUCCUGGCGUCGUGAGGGAGCUUGUUCCACCACUUCAGAAAACUGCCCCAAAAGCAAGAAGCAGGGUGUCACAAAUGCUGUGUGCAAAUGCUGUGUGCAUUGGCCAUGCUCACGACGAGCUACUGACGGGUAGGGUUCAGCAGCUAGCCUUGGGGGAUACACAAACUGUGUAUGAAAUGCAAUAAACAUUUCAGCUGCAGGUUAGAAUUCUAAUUAGGAGCACAAGCAAACAGCCUUAAGGUGAAGGAUGGAGGGAGAUCUAACACUAAUAUUUAUUCACUAUUGAUUUGAUGCGCAGGGAGUUCAAAGCAAACCAGAUCCAUUCCUUCUUUUGGAGAAUAUUCAGUGUUUACUCUUUUUUGAAGAGUGUCGUUGCUUAUGUAAUAACUUAUUUUCUUUGCAGGUUUUAAUUUUAUGUCAGCAAAUUGAAGGUCUGGCGCUUAAUGAUAAAAUGUUCCCUGUUACAGUACACGGAGAAGCAUCGCUCGAGAAAUUCAAACAAACGACCUCAUUAAUUCUUUAGAACACACUUUUAGAAUUGGAAAGGAACAUGUUUUUGAGCGGCGUGUUUUGGUUUGUAGAAGGGACGCGUCCAUCCAUCCUCGUUAGGAUGCAGUGUUGAUAUCUGCUCAGUGAAGAUGGCACCUGCUUUCACCACUCCAACUCUUCAACACCAGGACAGACCUACACUACACACCACUUCCACCUGUCCAAUCAUAGAACAAUGAAAGAAACCUUCUGGUGAUUGAAUGAUGCCAGAGAAAUAUCACAUUUCCAAGGAGAGAAGAUAAAGAGCAAUUUCAACUUGAUGUUACGAAAAUUGCUGAGUCGUUUUACUUUGUUUUGAUGCUCCAUACUCUUAUUAUAGGGGCUCGCCAGGGAUACGUUAGGGAAGUCUGCAAUUGAAAUAUGCUCGGCAAACAGAGAAAAGAUGCUGAAUCACAAUCAUGGCAAGAGGUUUCCUGUCCUAACAAGAGAUGGGAGUAACUCCUGAGGUGGUUGAUUUUACUCUUUGGACUUGGGAGUAAGAUAAUUCAACCGCUACAGAGGAGAAGAUGGUUCUUAUUGUCGCAAUAAGUAGGGCCCUGAUUUCUUUCUCAGCCACACAUGAGUUGAUGUCUCGUACAGCUAAGGGUGCGUUCGUAAAUUCACUCUGGCUAUCUACACCGAUUUCAAAGCACUCUCGCCUGAGUGUGCCAGAGCGCAGAAUAACUGAUGAAUUUACGAACGCUCAACACCCGCUGAACAUGACCGGUGUCAGUAAACGUCUGCAAAAAAACGUAAUUAAAUUGUUGCCAGCCGCACAUUUACAGUCACUCUAGAUAACAUGAAAACAGCCUAACCAGCUCUGCUAGGGUGAGUAAAAUGGUCAGAGUGAGGUGUCCUCUCAUUUGUGUCUGGAAGGAGCUAGCAAGCUAGCCAACUUUAGCCAGUUAGCUUGGGUGCUUGACUGCCGUUGUGAGGUCAGAACGCUCGGAUCAACCGUACUCCGCGACCAGAGCGUCCAGUGUGUGCUCUGAACGCUCCGAGAGCGAAACGCUCAGAAUUUACAAACGUACAAUCUGAUAACGCUCUGAAUUUAUGAACGCCCAGAGCGCACUCUGGCACUCCAGAGUGAAUUUACAAACACACCCUAAGAUGUAUGACACCUUUAGAAUGUCUUAUUAUUAGGGUGGCAAAAUUCCGGUAACUCUCCCAAAAUUCCCCUGUUUUCCAGAAAUCCUGGUUUGAGGAUUCUCUGUAUUCCUGCUGAUUCCCUUUUAAUUCCAGGAAUCUUCCAACCAGUAUUUCUGGAAAACCGGGGAAUUUGGACAAGUUACUAGAAUUUUGCAAUCCUACUUAUUAUCAUGUCAUAAGGUUCUUGACCAUAUAACAUCCAUGAAUCUGGUAUUUUUUAAAACAAUUAAUAUGCAUUAUACCUGUCGGUAAAGUGUUACCUACAAUUCUGUAUGGAAAAAUAAGCUCAUAAAUUCAUAAAGCUGCAGGGUUUUUGUAUAGCUUUUUUUUCUUUCAUUUUGGCUUUGAGCUAUGAAACGGUAAUUGACUGAGCUGACUGUCUGAGAGCCUGAUUGAUAAUUUUCCUCUAUGUUGUUUAGUCUGAUUGAGCAAGGCCAGUUGGAGAUAACAACGGGAGGCUGGGUGAUGCCUGAUGAAGCCAACUCGCAUUACUUUGCAUUAAUUGACCAGCUAUUGGAGGGACACCAAUGGUUGGAGAGAAAUGUGGGUGAGUGCAUAAUAUAUCAGGAGUUUGUUAUCUGGAAGGAGAUCAUAAAAAUGACAUUUGUUGGCAAGCACAACAUAUUGGUUAUUUUUGCAUGAUUCAAAAUGAUUGGCACACUUUAACCAUCAGAGAUUUUAACUGUGAUUUAUAUAUAAAUUCAAAUCAAAUUUAUUUAUAAAGCCCUUUUUACAUCAGCAGAUGUCACAAAAUGCUUAUACAGAAACCCAGCCUAAAUUCUAAACAGCAAGCAAUGCAGAAAACUCCCUAGAAAGGCAGGACCCUAGGAGGAAACCAAGAAAGAAAGCAGGCUCAGAGGGGUGGCCAGUCCUCUUCUGGCUGUGCUGGGUGGAGAUUAUAAGAGUACAUGGCCAUUAAGGCCUGAUCGUUGUUGAAGACGUUGAAAUGUUCAUAGAUGACCAGCAAGGUCAAAUAAUAAUCACAGUGGUUGUAGAUUGUGCAACAGGUCAGCACCUCAGGAGUAAAUGUCAGUUGGCUUUUCAUAGCCCAGCAUUCAGAGAGAGAGAGAGAGAGAGAGAGAGAGAGAGAGAGAGAGAGAGAGAGAGAGAGAGAGAGAGAGAGAGAGAGAGAGAGAGAGAGAGAGAGAGAGAGAGAGAGAGAGAGAGAGAGAGAGAAGAGAGAGAGAGAGAGAGAGAGAGAGAGAAGAGAGAGAGAGAGAGAGAGAGAGAGAACUUUUUAAUUAAGCCAAUGGGAUGACCUGUGUAACAGAUGUUUAUUUCAAGGAUAUUUUUACAUCAUGUUUCAUUGUUUUUUAAUGUUUAUAAUUUUUCCUCAAAAAAAGGAGGACUGUUGUCAACCUCCUCUGCAUGAACCUGACUUCUCCCUCUAAUCUCCCCUGCUAGGAGUGAAACCCCAGACGGGCUGGGCUGUGGAUCCAUUUGGCCACUCCCCUACCCAGGCGUACCUGUUGAAACAAGCUGGCCUGGACAACAUGCUCAUCCAGAGGGUGCACUACUCAGUCAAGAAACACUUUGCCAGUCAGAAGACCCUGGAGUUCUUUUGGAGACAGAACUGGGGCAAGUACCCAGACUUAUGUAGCCCUGUGGCUCUCCAAGAGUCAGUGUUUCCCCUAGCUAGAUUGUUUUGUAGGCGGGGUGAAAAGGCCCAAAUAAACAUCCAUUGCCUCUUUAGUAGUAUCACUUGAAGCCUAUUCUUUUCAAUGAGAGGGAAAGAGCAAGGUAAAGGGGGCCCACCUCACUUAUACAAUUGUAGGGAAAACACUGCUCAGUGUUUACACUACUGUAGCAUUCAACAUGCCAGAGAUCCAGUCCUCACGCUUCUGUUCUCAGUGGUUCAGGUACUAUCUUACCCAUUAAAUUAAGCAUUUAGCAUAUUCAAAGUCCUAGUUCUACUGUAAGUCGAUGGACAGAAACAAAAGAACAUGACCUCAGAGUGACUAGUACAUACUCAUGUAGUCAGUAGAAAAUAAAUCCUUCCAGCUACUUCCAAUUCCUGUACAUAUUUGGUGUGACAGAUGAUGUGGAUGGUUUGAUGCCCUGUGUUGAACUCUGGGCAGUCAGCUUGUGUAACUAACAGCGCUAGGAUAAGCGACAGCCUUCAGUAUUGAGCCGCUCAGACUAUCAGCAGAGGGAUUUCUCAUGUCCAUAGAUAAUUAUAAUAGUUUGAGUGCUUUUAUUAGUCCUAUUUAACACAUGUGCAAGUGUAUAUUGGAUAAUUUUUGCAUAUCCCAACUCCCCCUGAGAAACGCUCGGAGAGUGGGGUCACAGGUUUAGCCAUUAUUAACGGCGACCCUGGAGCAAUUAGGGUUAAGUGCCUUGCACAAGGGCAUGUCAACAGAUAUUUCACCUUGUUGGCUCUGGGAUUAGAACUAGCGACUUUUUGGUUACUGGCCCAACGCUCUAACCGCUAGGCUACCUGCCUUACACGAGAAGCAUAUAGAAAGGCAUGCUCCUCUCUCAAGGCUCUGAUUGUGCUUGGUCUCAUCUUAUAGCGUCUGUGGUAUAAGGGAUUCUCCUUGUAUGGACUGAGGCCUGCAUGGCUUAAACAUGUCUGGCUGGUAGUUCAUGUAAUGAACAGACCUGGGUUCAAAUAGGGUUUGAUUCCUUUCUAUUUGCAUUUGAUUGAGCCUGAUCGGAGUGCCAGAUGGGCAGGUUUGCACUUUUGCAACAAUUCCGUUGGUUCCAUUGCACCAGGCCAGUAGGAAAGAAAAACAUUUUGAACCUUGGUUUGGUGAUGAGCAUGCUGAUUGAUAAGAAGAAUGUAGACCACAGCCUCAUGACUAGAGGGUGUGUGUAUGUGUGUGUGUGUGACAGGGAGCAAUUGGUAACAGAACAGGCAUUGUUAGUUAGUGGUUCCAUGCAGCCAUGAUGGAGCCAACCAUCCCCCAGAUGUUUUGUCCAAAAACGUGUGACUACUCGAACUCCUAAGCCAAAUUAUAAAGUACUCAUUAAUGCUUUUCACUGGGUAGACAGACGCCGAAAUCGUCUGCAAUGCCAAAGAGAGCAUCUGUCUGUACAAGUUGUUAUUUACGUCAGGAUAAUUAUCAAAUACUGUUAUGAUUAUUUAAUAGCAGACUGAUGAAAGAUCAGAUCCGUUUGUGCUCUGUUCUUAUGGUGUUUUAUGUUAUUCUCAGUGUUAUAGAGUUGAGUUGAGUACUUCUUGAUGCCAAAGUAGAGUACAGUUUGUUGGCCAUACUGGUAGAAUGGCACCACAUGGCCAAAAGGGGAUACACACCCUAAUGAUAUAGCUUAGUCUCUGGACAAUGUUUUGAAAUAUACAAAUAUAUUAUCUACAUGAGUAAAGGUCUUGUGGUUUUUAAGUUGGAAGACUUAAAUGAAAUGAAAGUUGAAGGAAUAGUCGAAUAACAGUCAGUUGGUCUCAGAAUGUUAUUUUACCUAACGUACUCACUAUACUGGUCAAAUAACAUUAAAAUACAGUAUAUUACAUAAGAUUUCUAAACACUAUCGUCUGUAUGCUCCUCACCCUCUAUAUUCUCUUCAGGGUUGGGGUUAAUUCCAUUUCAAUUCCAGUCAAUUCAGGAAGUACAAUAAAGUUCCAACUCCAAUUCCACUUCUCUUCCAAUACUUUUCAAUGAGGAACAUUUGGAAUUGGAAUUUGGUUUACUUUCUGAAUUGACUAGAAUUUAAAUGGAAUUGACCAAAUGCGGGGUCAAAUACAUGUCAUGGAAAACCCACAUUGAUGUAGUGGUUGGAAACGCCUCUCUGUGCUGUUGUUUUGAGAGGCAGACAUCCUGUGGCAUAGUAGAGAGCAUGGCUAGAAACGUGCAAUGUGGGAGAUGACAGGGUGCUCUAGCUCAGGAAGUGGACCCCUUCCACUGCUGGACAAAUAGGAUUUCUCUCUUGGCCAUAGCCAAUUAGUCAUCGGUUCAAUGCCAGAUCAGAUUAUAUCCACCAAAGUUAUUUUAUGUAAUUAUCAUCGACCAGGCAUGAGUUGUUAUUUCUAAUAAGGUAUAAAUGUUAGUACUUUUGAAUACUGCAUGCAUGCCAUGGCCAGUCUCUUUGAGAUAGAAAUGUAAUCACAUGCUAGCUAUAUGUUUACAGUCCACGUUCUGAAAUGUUGUCUUUGUAUUGUCAAAUGCAACUACCACACAUUAAUUACCCGUAAGAAAAUAUACAUCUAUUCUAUAUUCUAUUUUAAUAUUCUAUUUUAUUCUAUUUUAAAUGAAAUUUUAUUGUUCGCAUACACAUAUCUUUAUCGCAGGUGCAGCGAAAUGCUUAUGUUUCUAGCUCCAACAGUGCAGUAAUACCUAACAAUACAAAACAAUACACACAUCCAAAAAAGAAAAUUUGAGGAAAUGAAGAAAUAUCAGAAUGCUCUAUUUCAUGUUCUAUCUGUCUGCAGACCCAGCCUCCAGCACAGACAUUCUAUGCCACAUGAUGCCCUUUUACAGUUACGAUGUUCCCCACACGUGUGGUCCCGACCCCAAGAUCUGCUGCCAGUUUGACUUCAAAAGACUUCCUGGUGGGCGGGUCAGCUGUCCCUGGAGGGUCCCCCCUCAGCCAAUCACGGAUGGGAACGUACAACAGAGGUGACCAAUCAGAUAGAAAUGGAAUGAGAAUGAUAUAUACUGUAUUAUUAUUAUUAUUAUGCUAUAACCACUGGACUUGGCUGUGAAAUACAAAAUUCAAAUUCAAAAAUCUUUAUUGUCCCAUUGCAUUUACAUGAGGCAGGAAAUUGUCUUUGGCUUGAGGCUCACAGUAAAAACAAAAACUUGACUUUGAAACACGACAAAAGCAAAGCAGGUCACUAAGUCUUGCCUUUAAGGCUUGCCUCUCCCUAGUACAGAAAAGUUUUACAAACACUGGUUUAUGUGGUAAACAGACAGUCCACAUUCUCUCCAUGGUGAUGAUGUUAUGGUGUCUCCGUGUUAUGGUGUCCUCAGUGUGAUGGUGUUAUAGACAAGGAUGAAACAUGUUGUAUGAACAAGAUAAAACAUUGAUGCCACUGUAGGAUAAUCUGUUGUGGUAAUAGGAAUUUCAUAUGCCCUCUGUUUGCUAACAGAAGAUAGUUUAUUUUUCUAACAGAAGGCUGUGAUGAUAAGUGGACUUUCUGACACAGUACCAAAUCCAAGAGGAACUUGUUUGCACCCAGUGUUCCCUUGUUGUCUGAUUACACAACAUGGCCCUAACAGAUAGAGGCAGAUGGACAAGGGUUGGACUAGUGAAUUGGGAGGCAUUAAAAGUCUAAAAAGUAACAUAUGGAAAUACACAAGCAACCCCUCUCCACACAUGUGUGCACGCACGCAAUGCACGAACACACACACACACAUUUUUGUUGACAUUUACAGCUUAAUAUGUCAUGAGAAAUUGUGAAUCCGUUGUAGUAGUCAACUCUUUUUCCCAUGAUCCCUAGGGUUCAGAUACUGCUGGACCAGUACAGGAAGAAGUCUAAGCUGUUCCGAACCAAGGUUGUGAUGGUCCCCCUAGGGGACGACUUCCGCUACACAGAGGCCUUGGAGUGGGACCAGCAGUUCCAGAACUACCAGAAGCUCUUUGACUACAUGAACUCUCAUCUAGAACUACAUGUCAAGGUCUGACUUGUGACUUGUGACUUGGGCACUGGAAUGUUGCGUGAAUAUGCAGGAGUGGAGUUUUGUUUAGCCAUUUCCCUUUCCGGCUGCCAGCUUUAUUUCAGGUUUAUUGAGUUUGCAUUGGUGGAAGAUGGUGGGGUUUAAGGUUUUGAUGCAGCGCAUAAUUGGAAUGACUGAUGCCCGAUAGUGUAAUGGUGUGUUUUGUUGGCUCCCUAGUUCCUGCCCUUCUUGAAAUAUUUUUUUGUGUCCAGCUAUUGCAAUAGUACACUGCUCUCAAUAAAGCAGAAAAGUAAACUACCCUACAGCAUAAACUACCCUACAUUAUUGAUAGAUCUAUUUUAAGUUUGUCUCUCAGGUACUCUACCAUAUAUUUGCUUUAUAUUCCAACUGACGUAUUCUGUUCUAGGCUCAGUUCGGCACCAUCUCUGAUUACUUCAAUGCUCUUCGUAAGUCGGCCAUACACCCCGGUCACGAUAGUCCCUCUUUACCGGUGGUCAGCGGAGACUUCUUCACAUACGCAGACCGAGAUGACCACUACUGGAGCGGCUACUUCACCUCCCGACCCUUCUACAAACGCCUGGACCGCUUGCUGGAGUCACACCUCAGGUAGGAGCACAUACAGUUUCUUUUCUGCAACUUAUUGGUCCUUCGUUAUUUCUUAUUUGCAACUUAUUGUUUCAUUUCAAUAAUCAUCCAACACAGAUUACAUUUAUUUUGUAAAAGGUGUACAGUUUCAACAUAGAAAGUGAAUCACCGUAAGCACUGGAUUGGAUGUCUGGUUAAGGUUGCAGUGUACACGAGGGAAUGCCAAUUUAGCUGUCAAUUGACCAAACAAUAGACCAAGCAACAUAGAUGAUUUAUUUAUCUAGACUAGAGUCGUUGCUGGGCACCCCAAACCAUCUCAAUUGGGUUGAGGUCGGGGGAUUGUGGAGGCCAGGUCAUCUGAUGCAGCACUCCAUCGCUCUCCUUCUUGGUAAAAUAGCCCUUACACAGCCUAGAGGUGUGUUGGGUCAUUGUCCUGUUGAAAAACAAAUGAUAGUCCCACUAAGCCCAAACCAGAUGGGAUGGCGUAUCGCUGCAGAAUGCUGUGGUAGCCAUGCUGGUUAAGUGUGCCUUGCAUUCUAAAUAAAUCACAGACAGUGUCACCAGCAAAGCACCAUAACACCUCCUCCUCCAUGCUUUACGGUGGGAACUACACAUGCGGAGAUCAUCCGUUCACCCACACCACGUCUCACAAAGACACGGCGGUUGGAACCAAAAAUCUCAAAUUUGGACUCCAGACCAAAGGACACAUUUCCACCGGUCUAAUGUCCAUUGCUCGUGUUUCUUGGCCCAAGCAGGUCUCUUCUUCUUAUUGGUGUCCUUUAGUAGUGGUUUCUUUGCAGCAAUUCGACCAUGAAGGCCUGAUACACACAGUCCCCUCUGAACAGUUGAUGUUGAGAUGUCUGUUACUUGAACUCUGUGAAGCAUUUUUUUGGGCUGCAAUUUCUGAGGCUGGUAACUCUAAUGAACUUAUCCUCUGCAGCAGAGGUAACUCUGGGUCUUCCAUUCCUGUGGCGGUCCUCAUGAGAGCCAGUUUCAUCAUAGCGCUUGAUGGUUUUUGCGAUUGCACUUGAAGAAACAUUUAAAGUUCUUGAAAUGUUCAGGAUUGACUGACCUUCAUGUCUUAAAGUAAUGAUGGACUGUCAUUUCUCUUUGCUUAUUUGAGCUGUUCUUGCCAUAAUAUGGACUUGGUCUUUUACCAAAUAGGGCUAUCUUUAAUCAGCUUUUGCUUCUGCUUCUUUAAUCAGCACAACAGUUUUCAGCUGUGCUAACAUAAUUGUAAAAGGGUUUUCUAAUGAUCAAUUAGCUUUUGAAAAUGAUAAACUUGGAUUAGCAAACACAACGUGCCAUUGGAACACAGGACUGAUGGUUGCUGAUAAUGGGCCUCUGUACGCCUAUGUAUGCCUAUUCCAUAAAUAAUCAGCCGUUUCCAACUACAAUAGCCAUUUUCAACAUUAACAAUGUUUACAGUGUAUUUCUGAUCAAUUUGAUGUUAUUUUAAUGGACAAAAAAUGUGCUUUUCUUUCGAAAACAAGGCAAUUUCUAAGUGACCCCAAACUUUUGAACGUGUGUGUGUGUGUGUGUGUGUGUGUGUGUAUAUAUAUAUAUAUAUAUAUAUAUAUAUAUAUAUAUAUAUAUAUAUAUAUAUAUAUACAUAUACAUAUACAUAUACAUAUACAUAUACAUAUACACAGUGGCGGCUCCUGAAAAAAUUCUCAGAGGGGGCAAUUUUUCUGAUGAUUUAGGUGACCUACACACAUUUUAAAAAAGAUAUGUCCAGCAACAACAUGAAGACAGGGGCAGCAUAUAAGUCAAUACUGAUAUACACAUUACUUGCUUCAAAAAGGCCUCAUGGUUGAAUUGGAAAUAUGUGCACCUGAGCAUAAUUCACAACAAGCAAGCAGGAGCUUUUGUUACGUAUGACGAAAGCGCGUAAGUGCAAGCCCUCCCGGAACCCAUAGAGAUUGUAUUGAAAGCUCUGAUAUUUGAAAAAAAAAAGAUUUUACAUGAGAGUCUAUGAGAGACUCCUGGGCGAUUUUCAACCUGACUGAAAUCACCCCAAAAGGGGCGGGGCCAUUUGAAGCACGACUUUAGCCUUAUUGGACAUUUAGUGGCAGAUCAGACGUCUAGAUUAGAACACUGAUAACUACUGUUGCCGUGAUAUAAUUGAUUAGAAAAAAAAUCCCUUCCUUUUCCCGUUUGGCAGUGCGUCGCCCAUAUCGCCCUAAUGAACACACCGCCCCUGCAUAUACAUAUACAUACAUACAUACAUACAUACAUACAUACAUACAUACAUACAUACAUACAUACAGUACCAGUCAAAAGUUUGGACACACCUACCCAUUUAUGUUUUACAUUGCAGAAUAAUAGUGAAGACAUCAUAACUAUGAAAUAACACAUAUGGAAUCAUGUAGUAACCAAAAAAGUGUUAAACAAAUCAAAAUAUAUUUGAGAUUUGAGAUUCUUCAAAUAGCCACGCUUUGCCUUGAUGACAGCUUUGCACACUCUUGGCAUUCUCUCAACCAGCUUCAUGAGGUAUUCACCUGGAAUGCAUUUCAAUUAACAGGUGUGCCUUCUUAAAAGUUAAUUUGUAGAAUUUAUUUCCUUAAUACGUUUGAGCCAAUCAGUUGUGUUGUGACAAGGUAGGGGGGAUAUACAGUUUCUUGGCAACUCAAUAUUAGGAAGGUGUUCCUAAUGUUUGGUAUACUCAGUGCCUUCAGAAAGUAUUCACACCCUUUAACCUUUUCCAUGUUUUGUUGUGUUAUAGCCUGAAUUUAAAAUUGAUUACAUUUAGAUGUUGUGUCACUGAUCUAGACAUAAUACCCCAUGAUGUCAAAGUGGAAUUAUGUUUAUUAUUUUUUACAAAUUAAUAACAAAUGAAAAGCUAAAAUGUCUCGAUUCAAUAAGUAUUCAAAUCCUUUGUUAUGGCAAGCCUAAAUAACUUCAGGAGUAAAGAUUUGCUUAACACGUCAGAUAAUAAGUUGAAUGCACUCACUCUGUGUGCAAUAAUGGUGUUUAACAUGAUUUUUGAAUGGCUACCCCAUCUCUGUACCCCACACAUACAAUUAUCUGUAAUGUCCCUCAGUCGAGCAGUGAAUUUCAGGCACAGAUUCAAUGACAAAGACCAGGGAGAUUUUCCAAUAUCUCACAAAGAAGGGCACCUAUUGGCUGAUGGGUAAAGGGAAAAAAAGGAAACCGGAUUUCACCAUGAGGCCAAUGGUGAUUUUAAACCAGUUACAGAGUUAAAUGUCUGUGAUAGGAAACAACUGAGGAUGGAUCAACAACAUUGUAGUUACUCCACAAUACUAACCUAAAUGACAGAGUGAACAGAAUAAUAAUAUUCCAAAAAUAUACUAAAGUAAUACUACAAAAAGAAGUGGGAAAGAAAUUAACUUGUCCUGAAUACAAAGCAUUAUGUUUGGGGCAAUUCCAACACAACACAUCACUGAGUACCACUCUUCAUAUUUUCAAGCAUGUUGGUGACUGCAUCAUGUUAUGAGUAUGCUUGUCAUCGACAAGGACUAGGGAGUUUUUUUGGAUAAAAAGUAAAGGAAUAGAGCUAAGCACAGGCAAAGACCUAGAGGAAAACCUAGUUCAGUCUGCUUUCCAACACACACUGGGAGACAAAUUCACCUUUAAGCAGGACAAUAACCUAAAACACAAGGCCAAAUAUACACUUCAGUUACUUACCAAGACCACAUUGAUUGUUCCUGAGUGGCCUAGUUACAGUUUUGACUUAAAUCGGCUUGAAAAUCUAUGCCAAGACUUGAAAAUGGCUGUCUAGCAAUGAUCAACAAACAACUUGACUGAGGUUGAAGAUUUUUUAAAAUAAUAAUGGGCAAAUAUUGUACAAUCCAGGUUUGCAAAACUCUUAGAGACUUACCCAGAAAGACUCAAAGCUGUAAUCGCUGUCAAAAGUGAUUCUAACAUGUAUUGACUCAAGGGGUUGAAUACUUAUCUAAUCAAAAUAUAUUUGUGUUUAUUUUCCAUAAAUGUUUUUAAAAGUUCACAUUUUUCUUCCAUUUUGACAUUACAGAGUAUUUUGUGUAGAUCGUUGAAUAAAAAAAAAACGUACAUUCAUUUUAAUCCCACUUUGUAACGCAACAAAAUGUGGAAAAAGUCAAGGGUUGUGAUUAAUUUUAAUGAAGGCACUGUAUAUACACUAAUGAGGGAAUGAAACGAAUGCAAACGUAAAAACAUAGUCCCCUGUAGCUCAGUUGGUAGAGCAUGGCACUUGCAAUGCCAGGGUUGUGGGUUCGUUUCCCACGGGGGCCAGUAUGAAAGAUGUGUGCACCCACUAACUGUAAGUCGCUCUGGAUAAGAGCGUCUGCUAAAAUCUAAAUUAACAGCAUUUCAGUAAAGUAAAUUAAAAUGAGCUACAUGGUACUACAUGCAAGUAAACCCAAAAUGAACUGUCAGUUUCCUGCAUGUCUUCUAACGCAAUGCCCUAGACCAGGGGUGUCAAACAUAUGGCCCGCGGGCAGGGUCCAAUUGUUGAAGGAUGAAUGCAGCCUCCGGGGCUAAAGCUGUUCGACACCCCUGUCCUAGACUGUAGAGUCAUGUCAUCUACGCCUAGAAGACGCAUGCAGGGAGAGAUCCCACUGGCGUUACAGACCCUGUUUAUCUAUGCAGAGAGAGAUCCCACUGGCGUUACAGACCCUGUUUAUCUAUGCAGAGAGAGAUCCCGCUGGCGUUACAGACCCUGUUUAUCUAUGCAGAGAGAGAUCCCACUGGCGUUACAGACCCUGUUUAUCUAUGCAGAGAGAGAUCCCACUGGCGUUACAGACCCUGUUUAUCUAUGCAGAGAGAGAUCCCGCUGGCGUUACAGACCCUGUCUAUGUAUGUGAAUAGCGGUCAACUCCCAUAACAGUCAUCAUCUAGGGCCCUGUGUUUUGCGCAAUCAUGUGUCAUGCCUGGAUUUCAUCUUUUAUUUAAAGCUUUUUCAUCCAACUGUCCCGUUUUCUUUUUAUUUCAAAUGGUCAAGCAUCAUCCUCAGACAAUUGCUUUAAUGUUUUGUGUAGAAGAACAAGCUAUAGGAUGAAAAUUACAGCCGACUAGCCCUAGUUAACGCUACCUAGCUAACGUUGCCUUACAAAUCAAUACUUGGAGUCAAAGUAUCGAUAAAAUAUUGUCCAAAAUAAUAUCGCGAUAUGUAACUAUUGAUUAAUAACUAUUGUUAACUAUUAACUAUUCUUAAACCCCCAGCCGGUGCAACCAAGCCAGACAGGUUGAAGGGUAGGAGGCAGACCAAGCAGUCUCUGGCCCUGCAGGUUGGGGGUUGUGCAUGGGGCUAACUCCCCCACCACAUAAACAAUAACUUGCUACAGAAACCUUGUCAAUUUCUAUCUCUAAUUCAACCUAAGCUUGAAUCAUUACCAGGGGUUGUAAGGCUAUGGUUUUAAUCAUAAAUGAUUCAAGGUCCACAACCAGCAAGAAUGAUCUGUAUUUUUAAUCAUGGAGAGCUCUGCCGCCAAAACCCAUACAUACAGCUUUAUACCCCUUGACACACAAAGGCACUUUGCUCCGCCCACCUUUAGGAGGCUUUUUUUUACCCGUUUUCUCAGUCCCCUUCACCCUGGAAUGUUUAGUCCCGCCCCCCUCUGUUAGUGGGUUGCCACUACAUUAUAACUCUUAACACCGUUCACACAUUUAUACUGUAUUUGGGGUGAAAUCCUUUAGUCAUUAUUCUUAAAAUACAAAUGAAUCUAACAAACCUUUACUAAAGAAAGAAACAGACUGGAUCAAAGGCAACGACCCCCCCCCCCCCCCCCCCCCCCCCCGUGACUGUGAAUGAAGGAUAAAGGCUAGUGCUAACUAAAAAGGUAUUCAAGUCAAGUCUGUCUGAUCAGUGUUUGAGGUUACUAGAUGGUGGACCAUUAGAUUGUCUUUCAUUUCUUUCUUCAUCAACUGUGGCAAACACUUUGCAGUGAGAAGACCUAACUUGACUAUUUUAUUGGAUUUAUAUUCAUCAAUAUGCAAGAGUAGUUGGUGAGAAACAUGUAAUUAAAAAUGCAAUUUUUUCUUUCAACAAUCAUAUUAUUUUAAUCAAGCCUUUAUAAUCAGGCCCAGUUGGAGAUGUGGUUUUUAUUCACGUUUUAUUUAUGGGCUAUCUCAGUCGCUUCAAAUGUAAAAAAAUAAAAAUUUCUCCAAUCAAUGAUCUGUUUAUAAUGCACAGUGGAUUAGUUUCACCAUGUCUUUGAUUGGGUUACAGUAUUCUUUAUUUGGUUCCCCAUGAACUGACGCCUUGGCAACCGCUAGUCUUCCUGGUAUCUUCUAGUCAAGUGUUUCUUCUACAACUAAAAUUACCAGGUACCCAAACUUCUGGCCAAAAGUUUCGCUACUUUCUACCGAUACGGGGUAAAGACCCUCAGUCACCGUGUUUAGAACUGUGUUCUCAGCAGGUAUCGAUUUCCUUUGUUUUGACUGUUGAGAUAAAGGCCUAAUCUAACAGGAUCCCUGGUGUGAGAGUGUCAAAGUGGUCAGUGCAGGAACUAAGCACACAGAGAUGACUGUGGAUGAGAGGUGUGUGUGUGUGUGUGCGUGCACCAUUGUUUUUGAUCAGACUCAGUAGUAGAGCAGUAGUGAGUGUCUCCUCCCCUGCCCCAGGCCCCAGUGUCUACAAAGCCUUUAACCAGCAGCACAGGUAGGGCCCUGGGGCCUCAACACUGGGGUCCCCCCCUCUCCACCACAGACUGUCUCACUGUGAGCCCCCACAGACACAGCCCUCAUUACAGACCAAACUCCAGAACCCCAAAUACACACAGCAUCUCACACACCAUUGCCCAGAGCAGAGAAAUACCACGUGAGAAAAGUUUCAGCAGAGAAAGACCACAUGAGAAAAGUUUCAGCAGAGAAAGUUUAAAUCCGUUUGAACUUUGAAUCUGUUCUGUCCUGCUGAGGUCCCAAUAUCUAUUGUUAUGCUUGAAUGGUUCAACUUCAUAACAGAAAUACGUUUUUGUUAGAUUCAGUACACCAACAGAUACUGUGUGGAUGGAUUCGUGGAUUUUCUUCAAACACAUGACCGUAUUUGCAUUUGAUGGUGUCUAAAUAUAGGAAGGGAGAUGGCUAAUCACAAAACAGUUGUUAAAUUAGUCUUGGCACUCAACCAGUGACUGCUUUCAAGCUGCAAACAGGACUGUGCACAGUAUGUGGUAUAGAUGUACGUCUGCCUGCUAUCCUCCUCAAUUCUCUGAAAGAGAUGUUCCCUUCAAGGUCAUUGUCUCGUUCUGUAAAUAUGUUUUUCUCUGUGAAAGGAGGCAGAACUAUUGGCUUUUUAUACGGUGCAUUUGGGUCAGUCGCCUCAGUGUAUUGUUUUAUGUGAGAAGCUCUCAAGAUGCAGUCAGUGCAUUGAAAUCCUAGGGCUCCCCAGUCCUGUUCUUGCUCAAAGACUUAGAGAUAGGUACAUGAUUGUCCUUAGAUUGAUCAAAUAUUUUGGUUUUUGUGUUAAAACAUGAUUUUCUUAGAGAUACUGCCACAAUCAAGAGGUGUUGCUCUGCUAUUGUCAAUCUAGAAGGACACAGUCAGACACAUAGGACAUAGUACGAUUAUCAAGAUGCGCAAUCAAAUAUCGAGAGAAAAAGCUGUAAACAAGAUACACAGUAGUAAAAAACUGUCCUAUGGCUUUAAGAGUGCUUACAUUGAUUCUUCCAGUUCCAUCCCUCAGCUCUAUACCAAAACAAGUGGCAGGGCUGUUAGAAAUUGUAACAGUGGUUGUCUCUGAUUCCCUGAUAGCAACUAACAGUUUGUUUCACAAGGCUGGAGUAGUUUAAGAAAAGCCUCAUCUGCCAGCUGUUUUCCUUGAUACUUUAGGGAUAAUGAGAAAAUCUCUUAUUUUGUGAGCCGAGCAGCUCAGUUUUCAUUGUUGUAGUUCGGGGUUAAAUGGGUUCAAUAACACAAGCUGAGACUCUGAUUGCAGUCAAAUACUGGAGAUGUCCAACUGUAGUCAAUUUGGAGUACUUUACUUAUCUCUUGGUCCAUGAUGAACCCAUAUAUCAACAACUAUUUCUCACUUCACUGAAUGCACUGAAAUGAGUGAACAUGGGUCGUGUUCAGGAGUGCACGAUGUAGCAAAAUGUUUUGCAACAGGGAAAAAAUGUGUUCUUAUUGGUCAAAUUCAGAUUCAGAUUCAAAUUACAUGCCACCUCCCCGUUUAAAUCAUUUCUACCUAAUGAACACGACCCAUGUCUAUCUUUGUCUUGGUGCCAUGGAAAGGCAAACUCAUGUGAAGAAAAUAACUAUUCCCUUUGUCUGUCCUUCAGGGCAGCUGAGAUCCUUUACUCCCUGACCCUGGCUAAUAUUCAGAGGUUUGGGAAGCUGAAUGAUUUCCCAGCUGUGGAGAACAACAGACUGCUCACUGAAGCCAGGAGGAACCUGGGCUUGUUCCAGCACCAUGACGCCAUCACAGGCACCGGCAAGGACUUGGUGGUGAUCGACUACGGUACCAGGUAUCACUCUGUUUUAUUACUUGUUUUAUUUGUUUUCAUCGUCUUAUUUGAUUGGGAGAGAUGCAGUGUAGACAUGGACACACUGAUUCAUCACGAGUUAAAUGGAUUGCACUGACAUGGUUUAGUGAUUAAAUCCAGUGUCGGGACGUAGACAUUGUUUGAAUGAAAGUGAAACACUAUUUGACUCAGAGCUUUGAGCCUCUGGGCAUUUACUAAGAACAAUUCUCUCUUCUCAGGUUGUUUCAUUCCAUUUUUAAUUUGAAACAAGUGAUUGUCAACUCCGCUCACUGGCUGGUGCUAAAGGACAAAAGUGCAUACAGUCAUAAUCCGUCAAAGGCCUUUCUUCAAAUGGUGAGUAAAAAUAGCUUUGGUGUUUUAAUUUCGGUGUUGAAACAAGGGUGUUGGUUGUGCAUAGCAACAUUUUCAGAUAGUAGAUUGAUUUUCAAAGGGUGACAGUUGAUGGUGGUGGUACAGUGAGUGAAGUGCAUGCAGUUAGCUACCUUUUGAAAUGUUUAUUUACCACACCCUACCUUCGACAAAAUCCCUCAAGGAAGCACAACAUCAGGAUUUUAAUAUGCAAAUUGCCCAGGCAGGAAGUCAACAUCAAUUUUCAGAGCAAUGUAACCUCUUCCACUUCCUCGUUUUGCUACAGCAGCUGAAAAGACGCUUGAUAUGAAUCUCACUCACCCAAACCUAAUGAAAUUUGUAUUAGGAAGUGAAUGAGCCUUAGACGCUUAAAUAGCGUCAUAUAUUCCCAAAAGCGGCAGCCAAUACCACAACAACAAAAUUAAAUACAUUUUUCAAAUGUGUCUCAAAUAAUUGUAGCUACACCAGAUUUGUGUUAUUUUGCAAAUCAACUCACUCUCAUGCAAAUGUCUCUCAGGAUGACAUCCAGCCUGCUCAAGAUGCCCUGCCUCAAAAAACCAUUCUGAAAAUCAGCUCACAGCCUAGGUAUGUCGCCGUCCUCCUUUUCCCUCACAACAUUCUGGCUGAUAUUAUGACCCCUUUCAUAUUCCAAAUAUGUUUUAGAAAAAGUACAGGAAGUUAUAGUCUGGUCAGGUUGAACAGUUUUGUUUGGAUAUGUGUCUGUACUUUCAGACUUAUCAGAUCAAAACAUUAGCAGCUUGUACCAACUGCUCUUUUUCCCUCAGGUCUGUGGUCGUCUACAACCCCACGGAGCAGGACCGCACGUCAGUGGUGACCGUGUAUGUGAACACGCCCCACCUGCGUGUGGUCACGGACCACGGUCACCCCGUCCCCGCUCAGGUUAGCGUGGUCUGGGACGACUCCACCACAGCAUCCACAGAGGCCUUCCAGGUAUGACUGUCUGUGAGAUUGUUUUGUUAUCAAUUAUUUUUAAUAUCCUUUAUUUAUCCAGGUUAAUCCCCUACAUCAAUAUAUUUUUUGCUUCAAAUUCAGAUACGUUCAUGAAUGAUAAUACGAGUAUCAAGCAGUAUCAGGCAGUAUCAAGUAGUAUCAAGUAGUAUCAAGCAGUAUCAAGCAGUAUCAGGUAGUAUCAAGCAGUAUCAGAUAGUAUCAAGCAGUAUCAGGUAGUAUCAGGCAGUAUCAGGUAGUAUCAAAUAGUAUCAAGCAGUAGCAGGCAGUAUCAGGCAGUAUCAGGUAGUAUCAAGCAGGCAGUAUCAGGUAGUAUCAAGCAGGCAGUAUCAGGUAGUAUCAAGCAGGCAGUAUCAGGUAUUAUCAGGCAGUAUCAGGUAUUAUCAGGCAGUAUCAGGUAAUAUCAAGCAGUAUCAGGUAGGCUUGUCACGAUACCAACAUUUUACAAACGAUACGAUACUGGGCCAAGUAUCACGAUACCGAGUAGUAUCAGGAUACCACGGUGGAAAGAAAUCCUUGACCUAGCAUCCUGUUCGCCCCAUCCCGGAUGCUUGUUCACGUUUUCUAAACGUUUUCCAAAAACCUGUCACUGAAAUUCACAACUUCUACUCAAUACAACACACUAAAUUUAACUUCACACUGUUCAGUGUAUAAUAGAAUACUGCAUAGAAUGGCUGAUUUGCUCAUAUUUGCAAAGGCCUACCUGUGAUUUGGGUGCAGGAAUGGAAGGAAGGAAUAUACAUGCAUAAUGAUCUGCAUGUCAUUGUGUCAGUAAGGGGAAAAGACUGCAUGAAACCUUCUUUACUCUUCAGUUAACACAGACACACACUCUCCCCCCCUUCCUCACACACACUGUCUCCCUCUCUCUCAUACACACACCACUCUCUCUCCCACAAACACACAUACACACACUGCUCCCAACUUUUAUAACAUUAGGCACCAAAAAAUAUUUAAGGAGCACCGGAAAGAAAUAGAUUGUUGAUAUAGUUUAGCCUUCCAUUAGGCCUAUAUGAAUCCUACCUUUGAAGCACAUCUCAUAAGCAGCAGAACCUUUUCCUUUCUACCUGGGCCAAUCAAAUGUGGCUAAACCUACUGUGAAGUUACUAGAUUGUUAGCUGAACAACGUUGUUUGUGAAAUUAUUUAAAAUGCGCGCAAAUCCCGAUAGAAAGAAAGAAGCAUCUCUGGUAAUAUGGGUGAUAUCAUAUGGGUGAUAUAAUAUGAGGUAAUAUAAUAUGGGUGAUACAGUGCCUUGCAAAAGUAUUCAUCCCUUUGGCGUUUUUCCUAUUUUGUUGCAUUACAACCUGUGAUUUAAAUUGAUUUUUAUUUGGAUUUCAUGUAAUGGACAUACACAAAAUAGUCCAAAUUGGUGAAGUGAAAUGAAAAAAAUUACUAGUUUCAAAAAAUUCUAAAAUAUAAAUAACUGAAAAGUGGUGUGUGCAUAUGCAGUCACCCCCUAUGCUAUGAAGCCCCUAAAUAAUAUCUGGUGCAACCAAUUAACUUCAGAAGUCACAUAAUUAGUUUAAAAAAGUCCACCUGUGUGCAAUCUAAGUGUCACAUGAUCUGUCACAUGAUCUCAGUAUAUAUACACCUGUUCUGAAAGGCCCCAGAGUCUGCAACACCACUAAGUAAGGGGCACCACCAAGCAAGCGGCACCAUGAAGACCAAGGAGCUCUCCAAACAGGUCAGGGACAAAGUUGUGGAGAAGUACAGUUCAGGGCUGGUCAGAAUUGAAGGAAUGAUGGAUGGCGCUAAAUACAGGGAAAUUCUUGAUGGAAACCUGUUUCAGUCUUCCAGAGAUUUGAGACUGGGACGGAGGUUCACCUUCCAGCAGGACAAGGACCCUAAGCAUACUGCUAAAGCAACACUUGAGUGGUUUAAGGGGAAACAUUUACAUGUCUUGGAAUGGCCUAGUCAAAGCCCAGACCUCAAUCCAAUUGAGAAUCUGUGGUAUGACUUAAAGAUUGCUGUACACCAGCGGAACCCAUCCAACUUGAAGGAGCUGGAGCAGUUUUGCCUUGAAGAAUGGGCAAAAAUCCACAGUGGCUAGAUGUGCCAAGCUUAUAGAGACAUACCCCAAGAGACUUAUUUCUUGUUUGUUUCACAAAAAAAAUUAUUUUGCAUCUUCAAAGUGGUAGGCAUGUUGUGUAAAUCAAAUGAUAUAAACCCCCCAAAAAUCCAUUUUAAUUCCAGGUUGUAAGGCAAUAAAAUAGGAAAAAUGCAAAGGGGGGUGAAUACUUUCGCAAGGCACUGUAUAAUAUGAGGUAAUAUAAUAUGGGUGAUAUAAUAUGAGGUAAAAUAAUAUGGAUGAUAUAAUAUGGGUGAUAUAACAUGGGUAAUAUAAUAUGAGGUAAUAUAAUAUGGGUGAUAUAAUAUGGGAGAUAUAAUAUGAGGUAAUAUAAUAUGAGGUGAUAUAAUAUGGGUCAUAUUCUUUGAACCUUUUAGGCUAGAGACAAGCUGCUUUCUUUGCUGUAAAGCUCAAUUUUCCCUCUCUGACACUCAGAGGCUGCAUGGCAGUGAACUUGCAAAGUCUACUCAGACUGGUCUGUGCUCUUGAUUAUAAUAGGCGAUUAAAUGAUACAAUGUAUCAACAACAUUGCUCACUUUGCACGCUGCUCCAAUGUAACAAAUGUACGAAUGUAAAAAGACUCAUCAGGGUCUGGGUCUUUAUCCCCGCUCGCCAUCACGGCUAAAUUAUAUAUUUUUUAAACUGACGGAGGAAUAGACACGCAUGAAGAGCGGACGGAGAGAAGCAGGUGAGUGGGGGCUGGUAGGGGAUGCGGCUGGCUAAUUAUAGCUGCCACAGGUGAUAUGCGCGUGAAAGUGAAGUGGGUAUUAUUGGACCUGCGGAUACAAGAGACUAGUGGCUGUUGCUUAAAUUCAACUGACUUUAUAAAUAAAACUGACUUUAUAAACAUUUUAUAACAGGCGCCAGCAAGUUCUUUAGAUUGGUAGGGCUGAAAAAGUCGGUAGUAUCAUAUGAAACGGUACUAUGGUAUUCUAAAAUGUUGGUGUCAUAAGUAUCAUGACGUUUUGGCACCGUGAUAUUACCGUGGUACUGGUAUACUGUGCAACACUAGUAUCAGGCAUGUAGUGUCAGGCAGUAUCAGGCAGGUAGUAUCGGGUAGUAUCAGGCAGUAUCAGGCAGGUAGUAUCAGACAGUAUCAGUCAGCUAGUAUCAGGCAGGUAGUAUCAGGUAGGUAGUAUCAGGUAGUAUCAGGCAGGUAGUGUCAGUUAGUAUCAGGUACUGUCAGGUAGUAUCAGGCAGGUAGUAUCAGGUAGUAUCAGGCAGGUGGUAUCAGGUAGUAUCAGGUAGUAUCAUGCAGGUAGUAUCAGCCAGGUAGUAUCAGGUAGUAUCAGCAGGUAGUGUCAGGCAGGUAGUAUCAGGCAGGUAGUAUCAGGUAGUGUCAGGCAGGUAGUAUCAAGUAGUAUCAGGCAGGUAGUAUCAGGUAGUGUCAGGCAGUAUCAGACAAGUCUGUGUAUGGAUGCAGAAACCCAAAGCUGUGGUCUUUUCAGUUUGGACUAGAGAUUGAUCACCAAUGUAUUACCAGUUCGUAGUGAAAACAACGUUUUCUGUUGUUUAUGUUCUCUUCUCACAUUAUCUCAUGUUAUGGUGUUUUCUCUCGGGGGCAGUUGUCCUUCGUAGCUCAGGUGCCAGCGCUGGGUCUUGGGCUGUACCAGUUGAGUACGGCUGCGAGCGGCGGGGCGGAGACGGCGGAGUAUGUCUUCCUCAGGCAAGGCGGCAAACUAUCCGUCAACAUGAAGCACUUUACCGUCAACAUCCCCCAGGACGCCACCACCCCCCUCACCAUCCACAACCCCCACCUCCAGGUCUGGAGCUCCCCCACCACCGGCCUGAUGGAGGUAAGCCAUGCACAGCACAGCAUAACAAAGCAUAGCAUAGUAUAGCACAGCAUACCAAAGCUUAGCAUAGCGUAGCACAGCAUAGCAAAGUUUAGCAAAGUUUAGCACAGCAAAGUUUAGCACGCAUAGCAAAGUUUAGCACAUGACAACAUAGCAAACAGGGCCUAAAAUUAACACACCGCCACCUGCCAAAUCCGGGUAGAUUUUGGCAUUGGCGUGUAAAAUGUCAAUUUCACCAGCCAUGUUGGCGGGUGGUCAGGGAACCACAGUGCGAGCAUUUCACUCACAUUUAUAGUAAAAUAAAUGCUGUAGUAGCUGUUUUCAAAGUAUUUCUGCCAUUUUGUUACAAAGCUGGUAAAUUAAUCGCACAAAGUCAAAGAUCUACAUAUCCUAUAUAACCUAUUCCACCUCGUGCUGCAACACUGCCUGGCUGGGUGCUGUGCGCACGUGAAGAGCUGAGUGAAAGAUUCAUUUUUAGUAGCGCUGCGCACAGGGAUACAAGUUGGUCUAAUUUACUUUAAACUAAAGUCUACUGAAGUGAGACUUUGUCCUUGUGUUUCUUGGCUAUUUACAUUGUUUUGUUCACAAGCUAGGUCGUUUUUCUAUGUUUGCGUUUCAACCGCUAGAGAAGAGAAGACAACGCUUCUACUAGUCAGACUCAAUGUCACAGGCACAAACAUGACUGGAUUCACGCUGCCACGGUAACCUCCCGCCCUUAAAGGGGCAGGUGAAACUUUUUGUCUCAUCUGGGAUAUUAUGGUUGAAAAAAUGAAAUGAAACAAUAUACACAUUACUUCUUACUAGUAAUACAUGUAUUGUUUUAGAAACAUUACAAAGCAUGCUCAUCAUUUUUUUGUGUUUUGUUGGUGUAAUGUUAGCGGUAAAAAAAUUAUUUUGGCUGGUAAAAAAUCUGAGUGGCUUGUAGAUUUUUUAAUCUACCUGCCACAGUGGCUGGUGGACCAAAAAGUAAAUGUUAUGCCCUGAUAGCAAAGCUUAGCACAGCAUAGAAAAGCAUAGUACAGAUCACAGACGUUUUAUUGUAAAGCAUAGCACUACAUAACACAGCAUAGCAUUGUAAAGCAUAGCACUACACAGCAGGGCAUUGAACCAGAAUCAUAAAGUGUAUAAUGACUGUGACCCAUAGGGCUUUGCACUGAAAGGUUGCAUGGAAUAUAUCACACUUCUAGACUGUCAAUGGGACUGACCGGGUAUCAAACCAGGGUUGUCUGUGUGACACAAGACUACCUUAUUCCUCUGAGCUAAAGCCUAGGCAUUAGUUCUGGGAGGUCAUACGAGCCUUCCAGUCUCAGGCAAGAUUACUCAUCACACAAGCUCAUCACAUUGUUCACUAAACCACCUCAGCUACAACAACACACGAUACAGUAGGUGUAUUAUUAUAAUAUCGGUAGCUCGGUUCGCUCUCAUCAUUGAUGCCAAACUGUCAGUGUAAUGGUGAUGAUGUAAGUCUUGAAUCCCGCUUUCUUCUGACUGACACCCUCAGAGAUUGAAGCUGAAAGAGGACGGCUCAGAACACCAGAUCAAGGUGGAGUUUGCGUGGUACGGCACAACCAGCAACCGAGAUAAAAGCGGAGCCUACUUGUUCCUGCCUGACGGGGAAGCCAAGGUAACCUGACAACUUUAUUCAACGUGAUUGAUGCUCCUUUGUCAACGUGUAUCAUUGCAGCUGUACUGAAACCCUGUGAAGAAGAAAGGCUUCAGCUCUUACAGUUGUUCUGCUCCCCCAGUUUCCCGCUCUCUCCUUCCUCUCUUAUUUGUGCUCCCUUACCAUCAUGCUCUCUGUAGGAGGUGUUAUUGGCAGAGGAUGGAUGGGAGAUGGUGUUAGGAGUGAUUUGAUUCCCAUUGAUUUUCUGUUCUCCUCCAGAUAUACACUCCCGCCCGGCCUCCAGUGAUACGGGUAACCAAAGGAUCUGUGUUCUCUGAGAUCACCACUAACUUCGAUCACGUGACGCACACUCUACGCCUGUAUAACGUUCAAGGUAAGGAUGGAAAUUGGGUGUGUGCCUGCGUGCAUCUACAAUUGUAAACAGUGGUGGAAAAAGUACCCAAUUGUCAUACUUGAGUAAAAGUAAAGAUACCUUAAUAGAAAAUGACUCAAGUAAAAGUGAAAGUCACCCAGUAAAAUACUACUUGAGUAAAAGUCUAAAAGUAUUUGUUUUUAAAUAUACUUAAGUAUCUAAAGUAAAAGUAUAAAUCAUUUCAAAUUACUUAUAUUAAGCAAACCAGACGGCACAAUUUUCUUGUUUUUAAAAUGUAUCAAUAGCCAGGGGCACACUCCAACACUCAUUUACAAACAAAGCAUUUGUGUUUAGUGAGUCUGCCAGAUCAGAGGCGGAAGGGAUGACCAGAGAUGUUCUCUUGAUUAGUGCGUGAAUGGACAAUUUUCUUGUCCUGCUAAGCGUUCAAAAUGUAACAAGUACUUUUGGGUGUCAGGGAAAAUGUAUGGAAUAAAAAGUACUUUCUUUUCUUUAGGAAUGUAGUGAAGUAAAAGUUGUCUAAAAUAUAAAUAGUAAAGUAUAGUACAGAUACCCCCCAAAAACGACUUAAGUAGUACUUUAAAGUAAUUUGGUCCUCUGUAGCUCAAUUGGCUUGUAACGCCAGGGUAGUGGGUACGAUCCCCGGGACCACCCAUAUGUAAAAAUGUAUGCACACAUGACUGUAAGUCACUUUGGAUAAAAGCGUCUGCUAAAUGGCAUAUUAUUAUUAUUAUUAUUAUUUUACUUACAGUUUUUCUCGAUUGUUAAGACACAUUUCUUGAAACCUUCACCCAUUUUCUCAAAACUUUAAACACAAAACCAAAUCUUCAAACUACAUUCACAAAACCCCUUACUCUUAUGGCAAAAUCAAACAAUCGCCUCAAAACCAUUUAAUCUGUGCUCAAAAUCAAACAAUGCUUUUCAAACACUACAGAGCGUUCAUUAGACACUACAUAAAAAAAUGGAGAACACAGCGUCCAGGGAAUGUAGUUACAGAUGUUUUUAUUUAUUGUAUAUAGUAAAUGCAUUUAGCAAUUAAAACAAAAAGGAUAGUAAUCACAACUUAGUGCAGUGAAUAUAUUGUAUACUGUAAGUACUGCAAGUAAUACAGUAUUGAAUGUCAGUAUAUUCAGCACUUGCAUGAAAAUACAGUAGUCCAACUGCAAAAGCCCAAAGAACAAGAACACUCUAAAUGAAAAGCACAUUACAGUACACUCAAAAAUGUUGUGCAACUGCGAAAUCAAAGUCAAUGAGAGAUUCAUUCUGCCUCAGCAUCACGUCUUUGUCCUGCUUCCCUCAUUGUCAUUCCAUGAACAACAACAUGGUCUAUCACAGUUGCUCGAAUUUCUUCUGAAAUUACUGUUCAUGGUCUUGCUCUUCCUCGUCCUCGUCCUGGUACUCUUCCUCCUCUGCCUCUCAGAUUGUUUCCAUCCAUUGUUGGUAUCAACAUCCAACGCACCUGUGCCACCUGUGCCACCUGUGCACUCUGAACUGGCUUAUAUUCUGUACAAUUGGUUUGAUCACAUCAUUAGAAACAAGUGUGAACAAUUUGGAGUGGUUGUGUGUAAACGAUGACAACUGUGUUGUAGUUGUGUUUAACUUUUGCCACCUGUGUUUACCAUUUUGUAACACAAGUGCAUCACAGUGCGAAAUGUGUUUUAGUGAGUGAGAAUGUGUUUAGAGUUUUGCAAAAAGACUGACUGAUUUGACAAAUGGGUUUAGGCCACUGAGCAUUUGGUUCAGAGAAUGGGGUUUAGUGUUUUAGCAAUUCAGAAAAACUGUAAGUUACUUUACACCACUGAUUGUAAAAUCAACUGAAAAGCAGUUGUACAUACAGUGAGGGAAAAAAGUAUUUGAUCCCCUGCUGAUUUUGUACGUUUGCCCAUUGACAAAGACAUGAUCAGUCUAUAAUUUUAAUGGUAGGUUUAUUUGAACAAUGAGAGACAGAAUAACAACAAAAAAUCCAGAAAAACGCAUGUCAAAAAUGUUAUAAAUUGAUUUGCAUUUUAAUGAGGGAAAUAAGUAUUUGACCCCUCUGCAAAACAUGACUUAGUACUUGGUGGCAAAACCCUUGUUGGCAAUCACAGAGGUCAGACGUUUCUUGUAGUUGGCCACCAGGUUUGCACACAUCUCAGGAGGGAUUUUGUUCCACUUCUCUUUGCAGAUCUUCUCCAAGUCAUUAAGGUUUCGAGGCUGACGUUUGGCAACUCGAACCUACAGCUCCCUCCACAGAUUUUUUAUGGGAUUAAGGUCUGGAGACUGGCUAGGCCACUCCAGGACCUUAAUGUGCUUCUUCUUGAGCCACUCCUUUGUUGCCUUGGCCGUGUGUUUUGGGUCAUUGUCAUGCUGGAAUACCCAUCCACAACCCAUUUUCAAUGCCCUGGCUGAGGGAAGGAGGUUCUCACCCAAGAUUUGACGGUACAUGACUUGUGGUCCUCUGUAGCUCAGCUGGUAGAGCAUGGCGCUUGUAACGCCAAGGUAGUGGGUUCGAUCCCCGGGACCACCCAUACACAAAAAAAAUGUAUGCACGCAUGACUGUAAGUCGCUUUGGAUAAAAGCAUCUGCUAAAUGGCAUAUUAUUAUUAUAUUAUUAUGGCCCCGUCCAUCAUCCCUUUGAUGCAGUUGUCCUGUCCCCUUAGCAGAAAAACACCCCCAAAGCAUAAUGUUUCCACCUCCAUGUUUGACGGUGGGGAUGGUGUUCUUGGGGUCAUAGGCAGCAUUCCUCCUCCUCCAAACACGGCGAGUUGAGUUGAUGCCAAAGAGCUCGAUUUUGGUCUCAUCUGACCACAACACUUUCACCCAGUUCUCCUCUGAAUCAUUCAGAUGUUCAUUGGCAAACUUCAGACGGGCCUGUAUAUGUGCUUUUUUGAGCAGGGGGACCUUACGGGCGCUGCAGGAUUUCAGUCCUUCACGGCGUAGUGUGUUAUCAAUUGUUUUCUUGGUGACUAUGGUCCCAGCUGCCUUGAGAUCAUUGACAAGAUCCUCCCGUGUAGUUCUGGGCUGAUUCCUCACCGUUCUCAUGAUCAUUGCAACUCCACGAGAUCUUGCAUGGAGCCCCAGGCCGAGGGAGAUUGACAGUUCUUUUGUGUUUCUUCCAUUUGCGAAUAAUCACACCAACUGUUGUCACCUUCUCACCAAGCUGCUUGGCGAUGGUCUUGUAGACCACAGCAUAGCGGGUGUUCAGUGUAACCUCUAUGAUUGAGUUGUCUUUCUGUAUCUCUCUCUUGCUCUCUCUGUCUCUCGCUCUCUGUAUCUGUCUCUCUCUCUAGGUGUAGAGGGCCAGGCGGUGGAGAUCUGUAACUUGGUAGAUAUAAGGGGGGAGUUCAACCAUGAAAUUGCAAUGAGGUUAACAUCAGAUGUGGACAGCAACGAUCAAUUCUUCACAGACCUCAACGGAUUCCAGGUACGGUUACUGUAUGAUACGGAUCUCUGUUUCUCUCUCGCUCUCUUUAACUCUCUCUCUUUUUCACUACCACUAUCUCUACUCAGGUACUGCAGUGCCCUCGGAUCAUUCAAUGAGAGAAUGUUCAUUUGUUUCGUACACACUGAAGGAUAAGUGUACAGGUUAAUCGGUCACAGCUGUACAAUUAAUGUAUUAUUUAUUCUUAGAGUCAAAUGGCUCUUCGAGUGCUGUAGUAUGAUUUUUAAGUUACCUGAAAGAGGGCAGGUGACAAUACUGACAAAAUCAUUGAGUGAAGAAUACACUGGACAAGAGCACACAUACAAAGCGAGGGCAAAGACCACAUAGUGAAAGAAGCAACCUUACACAAGGUGGAACAUUUGAAUUAGAACUGAUAGUAGGAAUGGACAAUUGAAGCCCGGACCCUGUCUAUCCAGUUGCACUUCAACAUAGAAAACAGAACCAUGGAUACUAGCUAUAGCCCAGAGCUCUGCAGUGUACCAGCUACUGUCACACAUUUCAACACAAGAAGUACUGCGUUUCUUGCUUCUGAACUGGCUUGUGCUUGGACAAUUAUGACAUGAUUAGCAAUUAACUAUGAUAGAAAUGGCUAUUUUGUAGCAUUAGCUUGACAUCAAAUUUACAUUGAAACUAGCUGAAUGGGGGUAUAUUAGCUGUUCAAGUUCCCAGAAGGGACUUCAUUGAAAUCUUCCAAUUUGUGUCAUGACAUAAAGUUUUGAAAACAAAAGCUGAAACUAUAAAAAUUUGUUCACGGGAGAAUCUUCCGACAGAUCAGUGUUUGAGCGCCUUUGCCAAUUAGAUAGGCUGCCAUAUUUCUAGAGAGAGGCAAUUUUUUCUCGCAAUCUCUAUUUGCAUGUUUUUGCCAGUCUGACCUUGAUUUCAGGGAUUAAGAGGGAUUUACUGCCAUCAGAGAUGAAACACAACUCAAUGCUUCACGCAAAUUAAAAACAACAACAUACUUGAACAGCUUCCCAUAGCCAUUGUAGUCAAAACAAACUCGUCGGCUUAAGAUAAAGAUCCCACUCAACACACCUGCUCUCUGGUGAUUCAGUAUGCGUGGGGCCAUGAAUUUUUCCCUACAGGACAAACUCUAGGUCUUCGUUAAAGUCUAGGGCUCUGAGUUUUUCCUGGUCAGGUCACAUGGUCAGGAAGUACUCCUGAUGCUAUGUCAUAGCACUCUUGUUUCUCAAGUACCCGCAUUGCACGUCAAGGCUCAUUGCGCUUCAGCCCAUAGGACGUCACUGUAUAAAGCGUGGGUAUUGUGUAACCAUGCUAUGUAUGUUGUCUGCAGAUCCAGCCCAGAAGAACCAUGGCCAAGCUUCCCCUUCAAGCCAACUUCUACCCCAUGACCAGUAUGGCCUACAUCCAGGACCCCGGCACCAGACUGACCCUGCUCACUGCACAGUCUCUGGGCUCCGCCAGCCUGGAGAGUGGUGAGUGAAAGCCGGUGAAUUUGUUUUCUGUUGUCUAUUGGAAGGGCGUCAGUACUUCAAGUCUCCGGGAAAGAUGACAUCCCUUCUCGAUUCUAAGCUUGCCAUCUGUGUACCAGUGGAGGCUGCUGAGGGGAGGACGGCUCAUAAUAAUGGCUGGAAAGGAGCAAAUGGAAUGGCAUCAAACACAUGGAACCCAUGUGUUUGAUGCCAUUCCACUCCAGCCAUUAACACAAGCCUGUCCUCCCCAAUUAAGGCACCGGGAUGUGAAAAGAGGGGGAGAUACAGUACGACUUGAUUUAAAAUGAGUGAAGUUUCUAUCUUGCUGUUUCUGGCCAAGCUUUAAAAAAAAUAAAGUUCUGUACUUUGAUGAAUUUAUCUUAUGUGACCAGAAGACAACGUGAUAUCAAAAUAUUUAUGAAGAUAACCUUUGACCUUUCCCCUCCAGGCCAGUUGGAGGUGAUUAUGGACCGUCGGCUGAACCAGGAUGAUAACCGCGGGCUGGGCCAGGGUGUUCUGGACAACAAAGUUACUGCCAGCUCCUUCCGCCUGCUCCUGGAGAAGAGGGCCAAGACCGAGGUGGUACUUACAACAGGAGUUUGAAGUUUGAGAUUGAAUUGAGCUCACUACACAUUCCGUUUUGUCAUUUUCAUACUUACUGUAGUUUGUAGUUCUACUGUAGUUUUACUGAAGUUCACUUACUUUAAGGUCAAUAAUGGAGACUUGAUUAACACUAGAAAGGCCUCGAGGGCCCCCGCUUCUAGCCAAUGAUGCGUCUUUUGGACGUCAACAUUCUAAAAGCCUAAGAAAUACAUUCCAUAUAUGCUAUCGGAAAAAGUAGCCUUUGAUUGUGUUUAUUAAGGUAACAUUAUAAUACGAAAUAACAAUUAUUUCAAAGAACAUAAUAGCAUUUCCAUUAGGUUAUGUUACUGUAGGCUAUAUGGAAAAAACACUAAAACACCACAAUUCAAGAGUCAAAUCCAUCACAAAGAAACCCAUUAGAAUUUUGUUUUGGCAGGUCUUAAGAAAUUUUAUGGAAAUAAGAAAAUGUUUUUCAAAAGAACAGAAUAACAUAUUUUAAGUUGUAUUACUAGUCUUUGCUUAGUGGGCUGAGCUAUGCUGCCGCGAGUGAUCAUGUGUUGAACGAAUGGAACAGCGGAUAUUCUUGGAAAAAGUCAUACUUUGAAAUAGAGCUCAGCUCUUGAAUUUUGAGAGUUAUUUGACAAAGGUAAGUGUUUUAGAAAUGGCAUAAUCUGCUCUUUCUGAUACUAUAUAUAAAUCAAACAUCUUACCUGUGGUCCUCUGUAGCUCAGCUGGUAGAGCACGGCGCUUGUAACGCCAAGGUAGUGGGUUCGAUCCCCGGGACCACCCAUACACAAAAAAAAAAUGUAUGCACGCAUGACUGUAAGUCGCUUUGGAUAAAAGCGUCUGCUAAAUGGCAUAUUAUUAUUAUUACCUGCAUGUGACUAGGAUUUCCCUGCCUCUGUGUCAAUUCCAAGCUGUUCCCAUCUCUUCAUGCCUUUAAAAAUGGCAGAGUAAUACAAAAUGUACAUUUGUUUUGCGUCCACAUGACGCUCUCAUCAUUUAUAGUGUUAAGACAUUAGGGUUAAAACAUUGUCAUGUAUUACAUUAUGGUAAUUUGUCUCUUUUGCCCCAGAGUAUUGUCCUAACGUCCCUGUCUCUACUUUGAUAUUUCCAGGGGGAGAAACCCUCGUCCCUCAGCUACCCGUCUCUGCUGAGUCACGCGUUGUCGCUGUACCUGAACCACCCUCUGAUCUCCAUGGCUGUCAGCACGGAGGCACAGUCCCUGUCCUUGUCCGCCUUCAGCCCGCUGGCCUCAUCCCUGCCCUGUGAUGUCCACUUGGUCAACCUACGCACCAUCCAGUCCAAGGUAAUGCUACAGAAUACUUCCUCACUUCUCUUUUCUCCCUGUGGAGCAUAAGGCCGCAUCAAGCUUAUGCUUUACAUUGUUGCUCUUAUAGCUGUGUAGUAACGCUUUAAUUGCAAUUACAUUUACAUGUUGUUACGUAGUGAUUUAAUCAUUGCUUUGUACUUGCAUAUUCAUUGAGUUGAGACAUGAACCGUUCCAAAUAUGUAGCUAGCAACAAAAAACGCUCAGGUCAUUUGCUACUGUAUGUAAAUACUGAAUAACUAUGUAAUAACAUGUUAAUACAAUGUUACUAGAGUAGUUACAGGGUUACUACACUGGAGCAACUUCAUAGAAAGACUAAGAGUUACCAAGUUUUCUGAAGUGAUGACUGUACCGCUGUGUUCUCAUAGUCAUGUUUUUUAUUAAGAUCCUCCCUGGCUGUAUUGAUUUAAAUCUACCAAUGUGGAAUCCUGGUUUAAUCUCUUGUUUGUUAGGACAAACACACACUCAGCACUCCUCCAGGGGCUCUCCAUUAAGGUCCUUAUAUUAUCUCUGUAAAUACACUACAUCUCUGUGUUGUACAUCUUCUAUAAUCUCCUACUUUGUUGUCGCAUGGCCCGUUAACUCGGAUGAUAGAGCCAUCUCUCAUGUCAAAGAUCGAGCUAAUUGUUCCGCUGAGAAGGGGAAUCUGCAGACCAAUUUGCUCAAUUAUCGAUUGUAAAGAUACGCUCUGACAUCCAAUUUGACUCUAAGAACAAAUCAAAAGAGGAGACGUGAAAUGUGUUAGAGAUGAGGGCUUUGUAUGAAUUUAUAUGAAUACUCACAUGAUGACACCACUGCCGCUACUGCUACCACACUUAGUAUGCACUGUGGCAUCUCUCCAUUUACUUAGCCAGGGACUGUGGAUGUAAAAGAAACACAAUUUCUGGAGGGAGGAUGAAAUUGACUUGGACUUGUUCUGUCAGGGAGUAAACUACAGUAGUUACCCUGUUUCAGAUUCAGACCUGGGUUUAAAUACGAUUUAAAAUCUUUGAAAUACCUUGAGUGUUUGCUCUCGCCUGACUGGAGUUCCAGAUAGGACGGUUUGCAGUAUUGGAACUACUCUAUUGGUCCAUUAAGCCAGACAAGCUCAAUCAAGCACAGAUUAAGUAUUUGAAAUGUUUUGAAAUAGUAUGUGAACCCAGGUCUGUUUCAGAAUCAGCUCCUUGAACAUGGCUGUGGAAAUGCAGCUGACCUGUGAAAGGGUGGUCUCUAUAAUUGCUCCAGUGUUGAGGCUGAGGGGGAGGGGGGCGGGGGGGGGGGGACAGUGGGGGUCUUUAUGGGGACUGAAGCGUUUGUCACUGGCCCUACAGGAGGACGGGGGUGGUCCAUCGGACGAGGCGGCUUUGAUUCUGCACAGAAAAGGCUUUGACUGCGCCUUCUCCAAUAGGAACACAGGGCUACUGUGUGCCACCACGCAGGGGAAGGUAAACCUGCCACACACAUGUCGGCACGCUAACACACACAGGAGCACACACACACAGGCACAGGCAUACACACACACAGAGACAUCCGUGCAUGCAUGCACACAAACACACACACGCACACAAACACCAAAAUUAAAGUGGUCACCAAACACUCUUUAUUAAUUAGUGAUUAAAGGGAAUUGUAACCUGAGGGUUAAAAGGAGAGUUGCACGUGAUGCUCUUCAUUCAAACAGUUUGUAGUACUAUUGGUCUUUGAACAGAAAUUAACUUCCCCUCUAGCAAAGCGGAUCAAGAGUCACAUGCCACAGAGAAUCUGCUGCGAGGAAGGAAAUGUCUUUCUUGGGAAAUGGGAAAUGUCUUUCUUGCAUUUCCUCGCUUUCUGAUGACAACUACUAUAAUGCAGCCAUCAUCAGUUUAAGUGAAUACUUAUCUCUCUCCAAGAGGAAGUAGGCUGUUAUUACAAAAUGGCUAGAGUAGAUGGUGAAAUCUCUGUUGACCCUGGCACUGCAGACCACUGCAAAUUUUUCUUAAAUCAGCAUCUCUACAUGUAUGACAGCCAUUCCAUUCCAGUGUCAGUUGAAUUCCAACACAGGCACACCUCAUUCUACUGAGUUAGGUACUGAUUAGGUGAUCACAUGAACCAAAUCGUAUUUAACAAGGAAAAGUAUAAAAACCACUGCUGUGGUCAUCACUAUCCUCUUGCAAUAGGACCAGCUGGAUGGCAAAAACUGUGCUAAUAGUACCUCAAAAGUAAUAUUAAUCAAAAAAUAACUAUUGACCAUGCCAAAAGAGUUGAAAAGGAACGUUUUGAGUGAGGAAAAUAAGGUUUCAAUUCUGGCUUUACUGGCAGAGGGAUACAGUGAGCGUCAGGUUGCUUCCAUCCUUAAAAUUUCAAAGACGGCGGUUCAUAAGAACAAGGUCAAGCAGCAGACAUUGGGGACAACAAAGCUACAGACCGGCAGAGGGCGAAAACGACUCUCUACUGACCAGGAUGACCGCCAACACAUUCGAAUGUCACUCAACAACCGUAGGAUGACUUCAAGUGACCUACAAAAAGAAUGGCAAACGGCAGCUGGGGUGAAGUGCACGGCGAGGACUGUUCGAAACAGGCUCCUAGGGGCAGGGCUGAAGUCGUGCAAAGCUAGAAGGCUCUGUCAUCCAGGCUCUGUCAUAGCCGGCCGCGACCGGGAGACCCAUGGGGCGGCGCACAAUUGGCCCAGCGUCGUCCAGGGUAGGGGGGGGAAUGGCCGGCAGGGAUGUAGCUCAGUUGGUAGAGCAUGGCGUUUGCAACGCCGGGGUUGUGGGUUCGAUUCCCACGGGGGGCCAGUAUGAAAAAUUUCAAAAUAAUGUAUGCACUCACUAACUGUAAGUCGCUCUGGAUAAGAGCGUCUGCUAAAUGACUAAAAUGUAAAAUGUAAAUGUAGAAAAAAGCCCUUAAUCAAUGAGAAGCAAAGAAGAGCCAGGCUGAGGUUUGCAAAAGACCAUAAGGAUUGGACCGUAGAGGACUGGAGUAAGGUAAUCUUCUCUGAUGAGUCCAAUUUUCAGCUUUGCCCAACACCUGUUCGUCUAAUGGUUAGACGGAGACCUGGAGAGGUCUACAAGCCACCGUGUCUCGCACCCACUGUGAAAUUUGGUGGAGGAUCGGUGAUAAUCUGGGGGUGCUUCAGCAAGGCUGGAAUCGGGCAGAUUUGUCUUUGUGAAGGACGCAUGAAUCAAGCCACGUACAAGGUUGUCCUGGAAGAAAACGUGCUUCCUUUUGCUCUGACAUUGUUCCCCAACUCUGAGGAUUGGUUUUUCCAGCAGGACAAUGCGCCAUGCCACACAGCCAGGUCAAUCAAGGUGUGGAUGGAGAACCACCAGAUAAAGACCCUGUCAUGGCCAGCCCAAUCUCUAGACCUGAACCCCAUUGAAAACUUCUGGAAUGUGAUCAAGAGGAAGAUGGAUGGUCACAAGCCAUCAAACAAAGCCGAGCUGCUUGAAUUUUUGCGCCAGGACAGGCAUAAAGUCACCCAACAUCAAUGUGAAAGACUGGUGGAGAGCAUGCCAAGACGCAUGAAAGCUGUGGUUGAAAAUCUGGGUUAUUCCAACAAAUAUUGAUUUCUGAACUCUUCCUAAGUUAAAACAUUACUAUUGUGUUGUUUAAAAAUGAACAUGAACUUAUUUUCUUUGCAUUAUUCGUGGUCUGACAACACUGUAUCUUUUUUGUUAUUUUGACCAGUUGUAAUUUUCUGCAAAUAAAUGCUCUAAAUGACAAUAUUUUUAUUUGGAAUUUGGGAGAAAUGUUGUCAGUAGUUUAUAGAAUAAAACAAAAAUGUUAUCUUUACCCAAACACAUACCUAUAAAUAGUAAAACCAGAGAAACUGAUAAUUUUACAGUGGUCUCUUACUUUUUUCCAGAGCUGUAUAUACUGAACAAACAUUAAAACACAACAUGUAAAGUGUUGGUCACAUGUUUCAUGAGCUGAAAUAAAAGAUCCCAGAAAUAUUCCAUAUGUACAAAAAGCUUAUUUAUCUCAAAUGUUGUGCACAAAUUUGUUUACAUCCCUGUUAGUGAGCGUUUAUCCUUUGUCAAGAUAAUCCAUCCAUCUGACAGGUGUGGCAUAUCAAGAAGCUGAUUAAACAGCAUGAUCAUUAAACAGGUGCACCUUGUGCUGGGGACAAUAAAAGGCCACUCUAAAAGGUGAAGUUUUGUCACACAACACAAUGCAACAAAUGUCUCAAGUUUUGAGGGAGCGUGCAAUUGGCAUGCUGACUCCAGGAAUGUCCACCGUUGUUGCCAGAUAAUUUAAUGUUAAUUUCUCUACCAUAAGCCGCCUCCAACGUCGUUUUAGAGAAUUUGGCAGUACGUCCAACCGGCCUCACAACCGCAGCACAGGACCUCCACAUCUGGCUUCUUCACCUGCGGGACCGUCUGAGGCCAGCCACUCGGACAGCUAAUGAAACUGAGGAGUAUUUCUGUCUGUAAUAAAGCCCUUUUGUGGGGAAAAACUCAGUCUGAUUGGCUGGGCCUGGCUUCACAGUGGGUGGGCCUGGCUGCCAAGUGGGUAGGCCUAUGCCCUCCAAGGCCCACCCAUGGCUGCGCCCCUGCCCAGUCAUGUGAAAUCCAUAGAUUAGGGCCUAGUAAAUGUAUUUUAAUUGACUGAUUUCAUUUUCAUUUACAUUUUCAUCAUUUAGCAGACGCUCUUAUCCAGAGCGAAUUACAAAUUGGUGCAUUCACCUUAUGAUAGCCAGUGGGACAACCACUUUACAAUAGUUUAUUAUUAUUAUUAUUAUUAUUUAUUUAUUUUUUGGGGGGUGGGGUAAGUCGGGGUAGAAGGAUUACGUUAUCCUAUCCCAGGUAUUCCUUAAAGAGGUGGGGUUUCAAGUGUCUCCGGAAGGUGGUGAGUGACUCCGCUGUCCUGGCGUCAUGAGGAUUUCCUUAAAUGAACUGUAACUCAGUGAAAUCUUUUAAAUUGUUGCAUGUUGCAUUUAUAUUUUUGUUCAGUAUACUUAAUAAGCCUAUUAAUAUAUUCUAAAAUAAUAGGAUAUUUCAUCAUGAUCAAAGCAGGCGUCAAAUACUUUUAUUAAACCUAUCCAUCAACCCCUUUUAUAAUGUGUUCUCUAUUCAAACAUGCGGUUAUAACGUCAUUGUUCAUGUUUGGUUUGGUUCUCUCACAGAUCCACACGGAGAAACUGUUUUCAGAACUGAGAUUCCAGAGCAUCAUCCCCGUGUCUCUGACUCUGAUGCAUACGACUGAGGGAAGGUGGAGCAGAGAGGAAAUCAGCCUUAAACCAAUGGAGAUCAGCACAUACCGCGUGAAGCUGACAUGAGAGCUGGCCAGAGAGGCUAGUCGGUGACUGCCACGGCACAUGCCCAACAUCCGGCCUCUGUUCCUGUGCCGAAAAACAUUGUCAGCGAGGCUAUGCAGAAGCUUAGGGACAUAGGACAUCCUUGGAACAGACAGAAGGAGGGAAAGAGGAAGAGCGAGAGAAGGAGAGAGGGAGGAGGGGAAGAAAGGAGAGAGGCAGGAGGAGAAGGAAAUGGAACUUGAUUAAGCUUCAUUCUAAAAGUGCAAUAUGAUAUUGUUUGAGUCCAGUAUCCCUAGUUAUCCUGCAGUCUCAGGUUCAGUAUGUGUUGCGAACGUUUGUGUUGCAAUUUCACUUGAACUCACUCUAUUGAGAAGACCACAGGUCCAGAUUUCCUUUUCCACUAAUAUGUUUUGUACAAUGUGAUUAUUUUUGUUUUACUGAGGUAUGGUUUCAAUCAUAGUGAAUAUUGCUUAAUGUCCUUGGCAUGCCGAAAAAAGAUUUGAAUGCCAACUGAUUCUAAAUAUAUAUUUUUUAAAUAUGUUUAAUUGCAAGUGAGAUUAUGUUUACAUUUUUCCAAAGAGCAAAAAUGUGCCUUAUUUAUCAAUUUCAUAAUGAGCCCAAUGUACAUAUCCUUUAUAUGUUGUUCCGCUUGGAGAAAAAUGUCUGUUACAUUUACAUUUUAGUCAUUUAGCAGACGCUCUUAUCCAGAGCGACUUACAGUUAGUGAGUGCAUACAUUAUUGUUACAAUUUACGAUCGAUGCAAAAUUACUGCAGCUAAUAGUUGAUGUUAUAUAAUUGACAUGUGACAUCACAUUAAUUGAUAU
Molecule: messenger RNA, 49332 nt
Organism: Coregonus sp. 'balchen'
Lineage: Eukaryota; Metazoa; Chordata; Actinopteri; Salmoniformes; Salmonidae
Source: the annotation of a GenBank genome assembly